Podarcis lilfordi (Lilford's wall lizard) is the source of this 50304-nucleotide messenger RNA. The record is from the annotation of a GenBank genome assembly. NCBI's taxonomy places the organism in Eukaryota, Metazoa, Chordata, Lepidosauria, Squamata, Lacertidae.
GUUCUAUUAGGAAUGUCUACUUUAUGUUGAUGAGAAAGAGGUGGAGAAGCAGCGCGUUGUUAUGAAAACGCAGAACGUCUGCGUCGAGCUGAGCGCUGGGCGGGUUCUGGCGGCGAUGUGGGAACUUUAACUAGAAAUAAGAUUCCUGCAACUUGAGGUGUGUUUUGUAUGGAGUUGUUGUUGAUAAUAAUAAUAAUAAUAAUAAUAAUAAUAAUAAUAUUACUUUUCUAGAAAUUCAGAAUAGCUCCACAACGGACAGUGACGGAGGGUGGGGGGAAGCAAGAGAACAAGUCCACUGCAGCCUUUCAACAAGCUGCUUAGGAGCCCUGGUAUACAAAAUGUUGGCAACAAUAUAUGCUUCGAAGGACACAUUAAACACUUAGCUGCAUUUCAGAGUUGUCAGGAAGCGCCCUCUCUCAAGCACCCCUCUCCCAUCAAUGCUAGACCAACCCUAGGGAACGUUGCAGGUUGUUGCAAACUCAUCAGUCAUAUGGACAACGGAGCACCCCUACAAGGGAGCAAGCCCCGCUGGAAACCCUGGGACUAACUUCCAAGUAAAUGUCUACACUAUAGGAUUAGCGGGCGAGUCACGUUCGCCUUUUAACUGCGAUGUAGGGAGUAAUUAUAGUGACCUAUAUAAUCCACACUCCUUUCUCAAUUGACAGCGCAGUGCAAAGACCUGGCUGGCGACUCUGCUGGGCUUUCGUCAGCAGCUCUCUCCCAACCACAUCCUCUUCAGCUUGCAGCACGAGGAUUAAAAUGUAAGUUGCAUUUGUCAUUUGCAACACGUUGCUUUUGUUCACGAGCAUUAAGGUGCCUGGUUUAAAGGGGGGGCUCCCUCUCUUGCUUCUGCAGGGAAGGGGUGGGCGGGGAGAGAGAGAGAGAGGCGAUGCUCUGCUACCCAAUCAUAGCUGCGCUGAAAGCCUUGGAUGUAUCACGUUUGCUCCGCAGCGGGGGUGGGAAAGGAAAAUAGCAUCAAAGGAAACCCGGAAGUUCUUUCUCCGGGCUAUGAAAUUCCCCAUCUAACCCUUUAUCUCUCUACGGAGCCUACAAUAGGUGUACUGUGAGGCAAAGCAGCGUAGGCGGGGAAGAGGCUUGAGGGGGUCAAGGGUGGCGGAGGGGGCGUGGCCGCGGCUGCAGCGCCCCCUGCUCCUUUCUCAAUGGGAAGGAAGUAAAGCAAUAACAGCGGCGGAGGAGGCGGAGGCAGCAGAAGCAGCGGCGGCUGGCUCAGGUGAGGACAUCGGGAUGGCGGCGGGAGGGAUAUUCCAAACACCCCCCCCCCGCGGCACCGCGUCACAUCGCACAGCCCCAAAACUACUAGUCUGUCUCCAAGGCUGCCCCGAAGGGCACCAAUGGAAAAAGGGGGGCGGGCCCAGAAUGGAAAGAGCGUGUUGCUGAGCGUGGACGGCACGCGGGGGCCAGUUUCUCUCUGUGUGUGUUGCGCGCGGGCGGGCGGGCGCGCGCCCGUUAGUUACCCUCCCCGCCCCCUCCCUCCAGCCCAACUGCCGUUUUUCUCGUCACGCCGCCUUCGCCUUCCCUGAGUUGCAGGGGCGCGAGGAGAAGGGAAAGGGAGCUCUGGCGUCCCCCGUACCCCCCACCCCACGUCCCGGUUCUGUAUGCAGGGCUCCCUCGAGUAAAUAAUAAUAAAUAAAGGAGCGGGAAGAAAGAGAAGGCGUUUUGUUCUCGCCUCCGGUUCUUACGCUUUAAUUGCUCAAGUAGAAGAAACUCCGCCUCAGGCCACCUCGACGAACCUAUUUUCGCGCGGCUUCACAGACGCCGCCUGUCUUCUCUUUAAUUCAGCCCGUGUUUAAAAAAAAUUUAAUAUGGUCUAUCUGUCUAUCUAUGUCUUCUCUUUAAUUCAUAUGUGGACCAUGUUAAUUUUUUUUAAACACGGGCUGAAAUAAAGAGAAGACAGGCAUAUAUACGCGCAGCCGCCCAGAGUGGCUGGAGCAACCCAGUCAUAGGGGGCGGGGCGGGGUACAAAUAAUGAAAUAAUGGUCGGCGUUGUUCUCAUUAACAUAGAAGCUUGGGGAGGUGUUUUAUUCUGCGCAUCGCACAAGUCCAUAUGUGGCUCUUGCUGCUUAACUGGUCCCAGCGGGCAAGGAAACUUUUUCCCUCAGCCCCCCUUGGGCUGCUAUGCUACAGGCAGCGCCGACGAGGCUCUGGGAGUCAAGGUCGUCAGGCUCCGCAUUUCCCGCCUCCUCCUCCUCCAGUCCUUGGCGGGCGCUGCUUUCUCUCGCCUCUGCAGCAGCAGCAGCAGCGGGGGCGUCGGCACGUGGAGGCGCAGUGCAGCUGACCUUCGCGUUCCUUUUUUCCUGGCAAGAUAUGUACAGGGCAAGACAGUUGGGGCACUUUUCUUCUUUUUUUAAUCUGGUGCUGAAGUGACUUCAAAGCAAUCCCUUACAAUCUAUUGCAGCCUAACAGGAUGCCCCCCUCUGGAAUUUGUCACAGGGGCACUCACACACACACACACACAAACGCACAAGGUUGUACAUCUGGGUACCCAGAGUUUAAAUGCAUGACCUUUCGCACAACCCUUUCAAACACAUGCAUUUGGAGAGGACCCCGAACUUGGCAGAGAGAGAGGAGACCUGGAGUACAUGACAAGACUUGUGUCAAUACAGGACAUAGCACUUGACAUUGAAAUGCAGGGCAAUCCUGUAUUAAACAGGACAGGUGGCAACCUAGGGUUGGGGGGACGGUGGGGUGGUGGGGUGUGUCUUUCUCUCCGCCACCCGCUACAAGCACAUAACUACAUAUUUGCAACGUAAAUUAAUGCUGCCACAAUAGCUGGGACAAGCUGCCUUGGGAGUCUGUCUGUUGCACAUACAGACCAUUGGCUUGAUGUUAUCCACUCAAUUCUUAACUUGCUGCACAUUCAUUGGUGUCUGAUACACAGUGCUAUUCUUCUAGGGGUGGGUGGGAAAGGUGUCAGUGCUGGAAGCCACCCAGAGUGGCAUGAGGUAACAAUAAUGAAAUUAUUAUUAUUUUAUUUUUACCAGCCCUUUUCAUCUAGAAAAAAGUGCCUUUACUGUGUACCCAGAAAAAAAUAAUACAUAGAAUUAUAAAAGUGUAGAGUUGGAAGAGACCCUGAGGAUCACCUAGUCAAACCCCCUCAAAUGCAGGAAUCUUUUGCCCAGUGUGGGGCUCAAACUCACAACUCCAAGAUUACGUCUCAUGCACUACCAACUGAAGAGGGUGCGGGGUGGGGAAGCAACACUGCUGAUAUGUAUCUUUCUGCAGUCCACUAUAAGCAACUUUCAAACUGGUAUGGGAAGGACAUUUUAGAGACAUCAAGUGACAUGGAGAGGGUACCUGGUAUACUUGAGCCUGUUGCAUUAAAGUAAAUAAGUUUUACUAGAACUCAUUAAUGGCAUUGAAGUGUAAUAAGUCUGAGAGAGCCGUUGACUCAGGUAUAUUUAGGCUGGUUGUUAAGAGAUGAUGAAGGAAGGCCGUUUGCACAACAAAUGGAGAUCAAAUUAACAGCCUGAUAAGUUAGAGUUAGGUGACCCUAAGCUAUUUUAAAUUGAUGUGAGUUUAAGCACACCUAAUUCUGCAUUGGAUCAAGCUAUAAAAGGGAGGUAUUGCAGUUUCAUCCCUACUAUGUUGGCUUAAAAGUAAGCCCCGUCUUUUUCAGGAUUUACUGGCAAGUUAAAGGUGCAAAACUUAAACCCACUUACCUGGGAGAAAGCCACAAGGAAUUCAAUAGAACUUGCUUCCGAAUGGAGAUGAUUAGGGUUGUACCAUAAAUAUAUUUAGGAUUGUAACCAUAGAUAGCUAGUCUAGAAGCAAAGGAUAAACAUGAAAGUAUGACAGUGACAAAAAGAAUGCAAUAGAUGUGAAACCUUGUUUCUACUUGGAUUAUGUAGAACUUUCUUUGGGAACAGUGUUACAGAGUUACUUCUCAUGCUUCUGAGUUUCAAAUAGAUUAAGUCCCUGUUGCCAUCUGUCUUGUUCUAAAGUCUAUCCAGUGUUAGCCUUACUCAGAGCAGACUCACUGAAACUCAUGGAUGUGACAUAUUUAGCUCCAUAAUUUCCAUGAGUCCCUUCUGGGUAUAAUAUAGUUGUAUGCAAUGUGUGUUUAUGUUCCAAGAAAACAGUGUCUCUCUUUGUGAAACAAGCUUAAAUAGCUAUUUUAAAAAAUUGAAACAUGUAGCAAAGAAUUAGUUACAUAAAAACAGGUACAAAUAACAUCUUUAAAAACAAUGGAAUUAACAUAUUAAAAACAUGAAGAUUUCUGCUGCAUAUCUAGAGUUCAGAUAACUAUUGCAUGUGCUCCUCCUGCAAGCUUCCUUGCUGUAGUUUCCAUCAGCACAUCUAUUUUAAACAGAACCAAAUGACCUUGAGCAGGCUGCCUUUCAGACUUAAGUUUUUUGUAAAGUGUGCAAACCAUGAAAAUAGUUUCAAUAUUUACUAGCAAUGCCUUUUGAGCUAUUAACAAAACCAGCAGGAUUACUCUGCUUCUUCUUUAUUAUAAUAACAUUCAUUUAGAUUUGCUCUUGAAGUAACUAAAGGUUUAUGUUCUUUUUAUAUUAAAUUGCCUAAUUCUGCAAAAAGGAGAACAAAUGUAUCUACAGUUGCAGUUUCGUUGUGGUGUCAAGGUAAUGUGAAACUAGAAUGAUACAAGUUUGUUUUACAAAUAAAGUUAUAUAGAUCACUGCAGCAUGUUAUGCAUAGGGCUGCCUCUGAAGACAGUUCAGAAACUUCUGCUGGUGCAGAAUUUCAGUGGCUAGGUUGCUCACCACAGCAAGACGGUUUGAGCAUAUUACACUGAUCCUGGCUCGACUGCACUGGCUGCCAAUUUAGGUUUCCAGGACCAAUUCAAAGUGCUGGUUUUGACCUAUAAAGCCUUAAACUGCUGAGGACCGCAAUACCUCAAGGACCGCCUUUCUCCAUCUGAACCUAACCAGACCUUGCAAACUUCAUCUGAACCCCUUCUUCGUGUAUCUCCUCCAUGAGAAGUCUGGAGGGUGGCAACACAAGAACAGGCCUUUUCUGCAAUGCCCCCUGUUUGUGGAAUGCUCACCCCUGGGAGGCUCACCUGGUACCUUUAUUACAUAUAUUUAGGCUCCAGGCAAAAAAGUUUCUCUCUAAGCAGUUCUUUGGCUGAUUAGCAUUCUGUGGCCUGUCAAAUACGUUUGUAGAAGGCGUAAAGGUAAAGGGACCCCUGACCAUUAGGUCCAGUCGUGACCGACUCUGGGGUUGCGGCGCUCAUCUCGCUUUAUUGGCCGAGGGAGCCGGCGUACAGCUUCCGGGUCAUGUGGCCAGCAUGACUAAGCCGCUUCUGGCGAACCAGAGCAGUGCACGGAAACGCCGUUUACCUUCCCGCCAGAGCAGUUCCUAUUUAUCUACUUGCACUUUGACGUGCUUUCGAACUGCUAGGUUGGCAGGAGCAGGGGCCGAGCAAUGGGAGCUCACCCCGUUGCAGGGAUUCGAACUGCCGACCUUCUGAUUGGCAAGUGCUAGGCUCUCUGGUUUAACCCACAGCGUGUGUGGUUAACCCACAGUGUAGAAGGGGUACUAUUGGUUUAUUUUUGUUUUAUUGCAUACUUUGUGUUCUGUUUUUGUUUUAUUAUGUAUUUUGCAUUCUCAUUUUGUAUUUUUAAGUUGUGAACAGUCCUGUGAUCUUCGGACGAAGGGUGGUAUACAAUAUAUGCUGCUAAUCCAAUUAAAGAGGUUCGUUAGGUUUGAGCGAGAGUAGAAUAAAUAAAACAUGGUAAUUUCAUCAGACCUAAUUAAUCCAAAAUAUGUUUAGGAUCUCAUUAAAGCUAAAAGAGAAAAUAAUUGAAGGGUGGCAGGCAUGUAACAAUUUUGCUUCCCAGCACCACCUGCUUUUGUUACCAUGUCUGGGACUAGGCGAGUAAUAAACAGCAACCACCCAGUGUGGAAGUCCUGGCCUAGCUGGAACUAACAUCUUGAGGCUUAAACAGUCAGUUCUAGGCCAGUAGAUUUAGCUGCAGAAAUACAUACUAUUAUUAUUUUGGAAAGUUGGAGAACAAGAAGAGGGACUUAAAUAUUCCUUUGUCUUCCUGUGGUGACUAUUGUAGCAACGUCUAUUUUAUUAUGUUUUAAAUAUACUGUAAGCCACCUCAAGAACUUUGGUUAGAAUGUUGGGUAUAAAUACUUCUAAAUAAUAAAUAGUUUGUUUGUUUACCUGAAGAUGUGAAGGGUUUUUAAAUUUUAAAAGAAAACAAAAUAAAUAGUUGAAUUUACUAUCAUGUCAACAAACAGAAAGAAGGGAAAUGCAGUUCUCAUGGAGCAAGGGCAGAUUAUUUUUUUAAAAACUGGAGUUGACAACUGGCAAUAUUAUUUACUUUGUGUUUAUGGUAGGCUUAACAGCUUUUGUGUUUGGCCGUUCAGGUGCAAAUAUUUAUUAUUUAGAUAUAUUCUUAGUUCUGGCAUUUUGAUAUGUGAUCUGAGAGUGAGGCGGCAGAUAUUUGUAAGGAACCAUUUCUGGGAAAUUAUUUUCCAGCAUUAACCACAUGUAUAGCUGAAUUGUAUGCACUUGACAGCAAAUCUCAUUCAAUUUAGUGGAAUUUAUCAGAAAACAUGCUUCAAUUGGGUUGGAGCAGAGCAGUGGAAUUUGUGGCAGAAGAAUGGAAAAAUCCAGAGCGGUGGCUGCAGGACUGGUGUAUAUUUCCAUUGUUGUGGAAAUGGACAACUACAGGGCUUGCUUGAUUUACCCCCUAUUGUGUAAGAGAUGGUUUCAGGUGUUCCCGUGGCUGCAAUGAAGAGGUCUCCAGGAUGGACCUCAUUCUCUACCAGCAGAGAGAGAGGCCACAAUAUCCUAAGACCCCUUGGAUGCCUUGCAGAUACCUUAUUUUUAUUCUGUUUAAGAUAGAAUGCAUUGAAAAGCAAUAAACAUACAAUGCUUUGUAAGACAUGACCUUUAGUUCUGUGCAUGUAGUAUGUCACUAUAAAUAAUAAAUCCCUCUUUGGACGUGUUUAUAUAGACCUUGAAAUUAAUAUGUUUUCCAGCUUUGAUUCAUAUUCAGUCUCCAGCGUCAGUUUCAAACUCCAAUUAAUGUUUCUUUCUUACAAGCCAAUCACAUGUACGAUUACUCAGAACAAUAUUACUAAGGGUACUAUCUGAGACUUAGUCCUGAGUAAUUGUGUGUAGGAUUAAGCUGCUUUUUUAAAAAAUCGCUACUGUAUCUUACAAUAUUGUAUCUUCCCAUAAUCUACUUUUGCAUAUAUGUGCUGUCUUGUCCUUGAUCACAACAGAAACCUAUUCAUGUCUGAAUCUUUCUUUUAUCCUAGGAGGUGAACUGAUGAUGAGCACUGUCCAGUGCUAGAACUAACUGAAAAGGGAACUCUUUAGCAAAUAUGCUGUUUUGUGGCUUUUGGUUUCUACAUAGUUCAGCUUUCCACUUUAACUCUCGGUAAGAGAAUAACAUGUUCUGGGCAAUUGUAUAAUAUAAAUUUCUGAAGUUGUAAAAUUUUCUGCAUCAUUUGUUUUGGUGGGAUUAUUUAAACGAAAAUUGUUUUGAAAUGUUUGUUAAGUAGUGAUCCUUCUAACUAGCAGUGCUUCUCAUCUGUGGCAGUAUCAACACUAUCAGAACAAUAAAGGUCCCUUACAUGGACAUCUGUGGAGAGGAAGAGCUACAAUCCCCUGAUUCCCAGCUUUCAUUUUUUUAAAAGUAAAUUUCUAGCAUUUGUGGGACCAAACAAGCAGCCACUAUUCUCAUUGGUUUUGUGAGAAACAAGCCUGCUCCUGCCAUUCAGUGUUUUUAGACGAUGAAAUCAUAGUCAUUACUGACAUUUAGGAAAGCAUAUCUAACUAAUAAGAAAAAAAAGGCUAGAAUGAAACACCCAUUGUCUAAAAUUAAGAAACUUAAUUCCUUGGUCCAUUUUAAAGUCUUUUAUGCUGGUCUUCUCUGGUGAAGUGUUGCAGCCUCAUAGAAAACUAAAAUUCAAGGUUUUAGUAUAGCUGAGAUUUGGGGCGUAAAGUCAAAACAAUAGAUAGUAGUAAAGACAAGUUGUAAGUCUGGUCUUAUCUCAUACAAAAAUGUGAUUUUUCAGAGUUUGUAAACAUUUUAAAAAUAAUACCAGUUCAGAUAAGUCACAUCAUUAUUGCAUUUUUUUUGCAGAGGCUAAGAGAGCCUUGUGUUACACCAGAUCUGCAACGCGGGGUUCAUAAUACUGUUUUUGUUGGGGAGAGGGGGGUUAAAGUAGUGUGUGAAAACAGUGAAGCGUCAUCCAGUGUUGUUGUUGUGACUUUCUUGUUGUUUUAUUUAGUACUUUACAGUGAAAAGAGGGCUGUGAAGUUGAUUGUAGCAGAAGUACAAUUAAAGUUUGGAGGAGGUGAAGGUAGUCAGGGAAAGAACAGAGAUUCAGCAGUGCAUGGAAAGCCAUUGUAUGGAUGUGGUGUCCAUUCUAUCCAUAGAUCCACAGCAGGUCUUUUCCACUGAAAGGAAGUUCUGAUACUUCAAACCUAGAUUCUUAUGAGGUUGAUUUUAAUUAUGGUUGGCACCCAGAGAAGGAUUUGUGUGAACAGAAGGCAGUUCUCCAUGAAUACAGCUUCCCAUCUGAUUUCUGCAGAUUUUACCCUACUACAUCUAACUGUGCCAGAUCAUUUAAUGUUCCAGAAUGUCCCCCAAACCUCCAGAGAAACCUUUGUGGGGAGGGGUUACAAGGAGUUGUGAGAGGAAGGUCAAAGCCAUGCAGUGCAAGUAAAGUUCUACUUGUAUAUCUCAUCACUUAGGUUUAAAAGGAAGAGUUGUCUUUACCAUGGUGGACUGAGUGUAUUUUAGCUACUCACCCCAUGUCCCUUGUCUCAGAGGUCCUUAGUGGGAGCUGUUGCUUCCAACUACAAGAAAGGAAAAGUAUGCCUCCAUCAUGGCCCGAUGCCUUAGUUUCUGAAUACCCCAGAGUAUUUUAUGAACAUUCUUAAGUGCAGAGGAGGAAAAGUCAGUUGUGGAAUGUUGAUGAUCAGUUCAUGAUGUUUUGUGAAAGAGGUGGGAGAUAGCUUUGGCUGGAAGAAAAACAUCUUUUCAUGGCUCAACAAGGGCAGUUCCAUGGACUGUAAAUACAAGAUAGAGUUCGAAAUCUGUCAUAUGUCCUUAGGAAAAGGUGAGGAAACUAAAGGGCAGUAUGAAGUGUGGGCAGCAAAUCCCUUAUGUGAUCCUGUGCACACAACUUAAAUCAGUGUGACCUACUUUUCAGUAAAUAUUCAUAAUAAUUGUAACAUGAUCAUAUGUGUGUGUGUGUGUUGAAAUAGGUGCUCUUCAAAUGCUUCCAGAAAUUUUGGGUUGGACCAUGUUAGCCUGUCAAAAUACUACUUUAUGCGCUACUGAAAUUGGUGCAAGAUUUGGUUAACAUAAGAAACUAUACCACUGCUUUCUGUCAUGUUAAGAACAAGCAAUGAAACCUAUGAAGUUCUGGUUUAAAAAACAUGCAAGGUUUAAGCAUGUGAGGAAAUGCAUGGACAUUGACCCCUAGAAAAAACUUCACCCUUGCCAGGCUAUAAAUAACGCAACAGAAGAGCUGUCAGAGCCAGUUGUUCUGUAGUGAUGAGUUCAUUUAUGCCUGGGAUUUUCAACUUUCUUGGAUUAUAAAAUCCUUUUACCUUUUGAAGGCUAUUAAAUCCCUUCUCAUUAAAUUCACGUUACACUUUAUUGCCUUCUCCCAGCUGCAUUGGCCUGAGUCAUGCAUGGUAAACCAUAGGGCUGUUAGUCUCCUCCCUGCUUGAGCUGGAAAUUGACUGCAGUUUAGUUUUAUUUGCUUUGCUUUUUCCCCUGCACCCCACUUUCAAUAAUUUUUUAUUGCCUUGGAGGUUGUAGGUUCCCUAAGUCCUGAGAAUUUGUUUAGCAACUUGGUAACAUUUUGGAGCAUAUCUUCAGGCUCCUAGCCACAGUGCAUUUUCCUUCAGAGGAACUAUGAAGCUACAAUCCAUAUUCCAUUUGCUAGAUCCCCAGUGGAUUCGGGUUGUUGUAUCAUAAGGGAUUCAGUUGGUGGAUAUAGCUAUAGGAACAUAGGGAGCAGUGAGAGGAGAACUGUGCCUUAUCUCAGAGACUACUUCUCGCUAGUCAGCCAUGACGCUUCUAGGUAUACAAAUGUUGUGACUUUUUAUUUGUUAAACUUUUAGCCCCUGAUUUUGCUGUUGCAUAAUGUUUGUAUUUGUUGGAGGACAGGGGGGAAAGCCUGGCACACAAAUGACUCAAUUUGCAAUUUAGGUUUACUCACAAAUGCUGUUACCACUUUGUUACUAAAUGUGGUAAAAUAUGACAUUAUGUUUCUGCAUUGCUUUUUCUCUUUGUCUACCAUUCCCAGAUGACUCUUGUUUUUCUACUUCCAUAGUUCUCAGGAGCAAUAAGUGGAUAUGAUUCAGCCUGUUAAAUGACACUUCCACUUUGUUUACAUGUUUAUCUUUCAAUAUAAAUUUUAUUUUUGGUGCUUUGUAUUGCUUGGCUAUUGUGAAUAAUAGCUUUGAAUUUUGCAGUAAGUUAAGUAUUUCUGGGUAGGUUAUCUUGAAUAUCUCUCAGUAACUCAUUACAGUAAGGAAUAUUUUCAAUCUUUUUACUUUUCUCUCUUUUACCAGGGUAGAAAUUUGCCAAAGUAUCUCAGGGAAGCGGUAACCUGCAUGGUUCUUCUUCACGAAUGUAACAACUCGAAACAAUGGACAGAUGAUAUCAAUUAAACUGCACUUGGCAGCUGACUUUAUCAGAGUAACAAGCAACUGCGUAAGCAGUGCCAGACGGCAAGGAUUUUUAUUACCCUAGCCACUGGGAAUUAUGUACAGUGUCUCAGUUCUCAGAGUGACUGCCGUUUCUACGUAGAUCUUUUCAGGAUUUGUAAUCAUGUCUGUUACUGCAACAGAAGGCGAAAUUCCUAGAUUUUUUGUGGGUGGUGAAGAUCCAGAUGAGUUUUUGAAUCCAUCCAGGUCUGCAGAAUUUGAAGCCUUUUAUGAUCAUGAAGAUGAAGACGAUGAAUAUGAUUCUGUAUGUACUUUGUUUCAUUGUUUGGGGGCAAGUAAUUGUUUGAGUUGAUAAGAUACUAAAGCGUUGUUAACAGAGAAGAUAGGAAAUGAGCAUAAAAAGCAAUAAGCACUAUGGCCCCAUUUCAGCAAAGUGUUUAAAUAUUUAGUUAGGUAUAGUUGUAAGGAAACACAUUGACAUUUGCUAAAUUAAAACCAAAUUGAUCAAGACCAGUUUCAGCAGUUUAUACAAUAUGUAGAAAUCACAAUUGAUAGCUUUUAGAAGAGUACCAAAGUUUCAUAAUUGCAAUAUUAAGAAACAGUUAUGGUUAAACUAACAUCUUAGAUUCUAAGAUUUGGAAAGAUUUAUGGAACAAGCUAUUUUAUUUCUUAAAAAUAGCUUUUAGUUACCGUUGCUGAAUGGUCAUUUUGAAGAAGGACAGUUAAAGUAGAAAUCAUAUAGUACUAAUAUCCUAGUUUCACUCUAGUUUCACUCUUGUUGACUAAAAUUUCAUUUAUUGGAUUGAAAGUUAAGUUUGUCACCUGUUUAAAUAAUAAAUACAGAAUAUAUUUAUUUCUUUUCCUAGCUGUGAAACAUUUUGUUGCUUCAAGUAUCAUCAUAGUCACGUACUAUUGUGGACACAUUCCAACACACUGCUGUCAUACAGCUUCUUACCACAGCUUCAUGGGCAUCCUUCACAAGUGACAUUGAAAUUAAUGGGGUUUCUGAAGCUGUCGCUUUGUAAAUUUAUUCCAGUCAGAAGAAUAUUUUUACUUGCAAGUGGUACUCUUAGAUUUACAUGGUUGGUUAAGUUUGUGGGAAGGUUGUAGAUGGGACAAAGCUAAUGCCUUUGUGAACAAUUUCACUUUUAAGAAAACUUGCAGCAUGGGCUUACUAUGUUUUAUGUUUUAUAUAUUAUCAUUCUUUCUGCAACCCUGCUUGUCAAUUAAGACUGUAUUCUUUACAAAGAGUAUUAAGGCAUAUUGUUUCCCUCAUAAAUAUGAAGAAUUUUUUACUGCAUAUUGCUUAGAGAAUGAAACUCUGAUAUCAGGUUACAUUCCCUGCCCCUUAAGCAUAAUAAAGGUUUGUGAAAUGAGCCUGUUGUUUAAUACUUAGUAAGAAUAUUGCAUGGUCAUUGUUCAGUUAGCAUAUGGUGAAAAGCUUUGAAACCCAAAUUUAUGUUACUGACCUUUUUAAAAUUAUUAUUACUAGCCACCGGAAAGACAGAUCAUGGUUGGAAUAUGUUCUAUGGCAAAGAAAUCGAAAUCAAAACCAAUGAAUGAAAUCCUUGAACGCCUUUCCAUGUUUAAAUAUAUCACAGUAGUAAUAUUUGAAGAAGAUGUGAUUUUGAAUGAACCUGUGGAAAACUGGCCUUUAUGUGAUUGUCUCAUUUCUUUUCAUUCUAAAGGUAAUUACUCUCUAUUGUUUGUUUGUUUGUUUGUUUGUUUGUUUGUUUAAUUUAUAUCCUUCCACUCCUCCCAAAGGAAGUCAGGGUGGCAAAUAUAUCAAUAAUAAAACACAUCAAUAAUCACAAUAAUGUAAAAUGUCUUCAUAUUGCAUGUAUUAAGUUUGAAUAUUUUUGCCUUUUUGGAAAUAAAUGUAAUUUUAGUAUUAGAAAAUAAAUUGCCUUAAGCAACACUAUUUUAAAAUGUUUAUAUGUGUGCAUAUAUUAAUUCAGUAGUUUGUAGUAAUCGAAGGGACAUAAUGUUUCAAUUAACUUGAUACUUCACUGUGGUCUAAAGUCUCUUGUGGUCUAAAGUCUCUUGGGCUUGCCGAUUGGAAGGUCGGUGGUUCAAAUACACACAACCGUGGUGAGCUGCCAUUGCUCUGUCCCAGCUUCUGCCAACCUAGCAGUUCAAAAGCAUACCAAUGCAAGUAGAUAAAUAGGUACAGCUACAGUGUGAAGGUAAACCGUAUUUCUGUGUGCUCUGGCACUCGUCACGGUCCUCCGUGUGCCAGUAGCGGUUUAGUCAUGCUGGCCACAUGACCCAGAAAGCUGUCUGUGGACAAAAGCUGGCUCCCUUAGCCUGAAAAAGCAAGAUAAGCGCCAUACCCCAAAAUCACCUUUGAUUGGACUUAACCGUCCAGGGGUCCUUUACCUUACCUAUAUGCUACAAAGCAGUGUCAACCUGUUUCACACUGCAAUAAAAAAACACUUCCUUGGAAGAAAAUCCAUUUAUUUAUAUGGCAUUUACUUGUGCAUUGCAUGUUUAGAAUAUUAUACUCAGGGUAAAGUACAUAUAAUGGAAAUCCCUAUUUAUAUUUUAAAUGCAAUGUCUAUUCAGAGGGAGGAGAAUUUAGAGCUUUUAACCCCCUGGGGCUUCCCUGCUCAAAACUAGGAUUUCCAGGAAUCUCUAGUUUGCAAAGGGCUCAUGCUUUCUGUGAUGGUAACAGAAAGUGGGUGUACUAUUUAUUUAUUUUUUUAAACCAAUCGGUCAGCCACUUACUGUUUUGUCAGCAGGCAGUAAUAACCUUGUGCUAGUACCCUUUUUGGAGCAAGGGCAAAAACUACAUACAAUAUACAUCCACAUUCCUAACCUCACUUAUUAGUGAGCAAGUCUCACUGAAAUAAAAAAUAUAUAUUUCUAAGCAAACAUGCUGAUAAUUGUACUGCAAUUGGUGCAUCAAUGCCUUCUUUUAAAAGCAAGGCAACUUUGGGAUGGGAGAAGUCCAAUGUAGUGAAGUAAUGGGAACUUAUCCUUUCUUAGCUGACUAAAACAAGGAAUAAAAACUAAGGAAAAUUUUUAAGCCGGUUGGAUCAAUAUGAAUAGACUCACUUGAAACCAGAUCCUAUUCACAGUUGAAGGGAUUGCAGAUCAUUUGCACAGCCUCUUCACACAGGUCAAUUUGGAAAGUAAGAAUUCCAAUCCAUCACCAAGAUUUAUACAAAUGUAAUCGUUGUUAACUAAUAUUCUGUAAUAUUUUUUAUUUAGGAUUUCCAUUAGACAAAGCAGUUGCCUAUUCAAAGCUGAGGAAUCCUUUUGUUAUUAAUGACUUGAAUAUGCAAUAUCACAUACAAGACAGGUAAGUAAAUAGCCACAAAUAAAUAUCCCACACUCUAGUUGUUGAAGAACAAGUGCUUAGUACGAUAUUUAACAGGCCUCAAUGAAAUGCUGUCUCAUCAGGUUGAUUAUUAUGGAGGUAAAGUAGUUAACAUAAAGAAAAGAAAGCUAAUAAAAAGCUGUAAUGUAACUAAAAUGGAAUAAUAUUCAGCUAAGAAAUGUAUAUAGAGUGUUCACCUUAAAACAGUAAAUAAUAUUAAGUUUAUGAAAGGUACAGUAAACAGAACAGGAUGCAGUUUAGUGUCUGUUCCAAUUAUGUGUUCCUGCACAGAUUAUAAUCAUGAAGUAUAGUCAUGAAAUCAAUAGAAUGUAAAAACGAAUAUGCCCCAUGGGUAAAUUGUGCAUAUUUAUCAAAGCUAGACACUCAACAGAUACAAGAAAUGCUCUAGGCUAUACUUCAAUUCCCAAUUAACGAAUGAAUGUGUCCUCCUUAUCUUCCUUGAGGAGAGGUGGUGUACACUUCUGUUCUCCUUGUCUGGGCAGAUUUAAGCUACUUCCCUGAAGAGUGGUAUGUUCACGUGUAUCCAUUUUAUACCAGAACCAGGGUAGUGGAAGUAAAAUCCAGAUCUUACUACUUUGAUACCAUCCUUAUAUAGUAAUUAUGUGACUUUUUAGAGAAAUGUUUUGAAUGCAUAAUUCAUUGAUAAUAUUCAUUUUGUGAAAAAAAUAUUCUUUUAGGAGAGAGGUUUAUGGCAUUCUCGAAGCUGAAGGUAUUUUACUUCCUCGUUACGCAGUUCUAAUCCGUGAUCCAAACAAUCCACAAGGUAAUAGCUAUUAUAAUGGAAUUUUCAAAAGACGCUGUUCUAAACAUUUUUUUUUCUGAUUAGUAAUCUUGCUUGCUUGAUGCAGUGCUAUAUUAGAGGUUCAAUCCAUUCUCCUCCUCCUCCAGGUUUGAUGAAAUUUUGAUCUCUUAAUUGUAUCUCCAGCCUAAAGUCUGCACUUCGUGUUAUUUUCCAGAAUGCAAUUUGAUUGAAGGCGAAGAUCAUGUGGAGGUGAACGGAGAAGUUUUCCAAAAACCAUUUGUGGAGAAGCCCGUCAGUGCUGAGGACCACAAUGUUUAUAUUUACUAUCCAACAUCUGCUGGUGGUGGAAGUCAGAGGCUCUUUCGGAAAGUGAGAAUAUAUUAAACUGAAUAAUAGUAAAAAUGUUUUUUAAGCACUGAAAUGUAUUUAUAGGGUGGAAAGAACUAACUUACUCAGUUCUUAGGAGAAUGUUGGAAAUAGCAUUAGCUGGAAGGUUGCAGCUAAAUUGUGUACAUUGGACUUGACCCAUAACGAAGAGUGAAAUGGGAAUGGGUAAAAGAAUAUCUCCAUUAAUAGAAAUGGUUAUCCACUGAAUAACAUGACAGAGGAUGGCUCUGUAAUAUGGAAAUGUAUAAUGAGCAAAUGAUGUAGUUUUCAUUCAGUUAGUCUUUCAUUUGUGUGUUACCUUUCCAUGAAAAAUUGUGUUCAAAAUAGCUCACAACUUACACCCAGUUUAUCUCCCCAUCUCUCAUUUGGAGCAAUCUCACACACUGUGUAUCAUCAUUUUCUGAGAGUUUCUUUUGUGUCAUUCCAUUAGUCCACCUCAAUAGCUCUCCAGGGCUUCUAACAAGGCUUUCCCAGCCCUACCAGAAGUGCCAGGUAUUAAACCAUUGGAUCUUUCGCAUGCAAAGUUCAUGUGUUACUGAGGCAAGGUUGGACUGAGUGAUGGUGUCUUGGAAUGGGCAGAGUAGUGUGGGUGUGGAGAAUGUUUACCCCUUUCUAUUUCUAUGCUCUGUGAGCUUGAGAGACCUCAGGUUACUUGCCUAGAGAAUCUUCUGGGUCUGCUUAUGUCAUGGCAGAGUCAGCCUAUCUAGGUUUUUCUCUUUCUUCCUUACCCAUUUCUGCCCUUUUUACACCACACUAAACUUUUAUAACAUAAGGUUGCUUUUGGUUUUACUUUUGAAGUGCUUGGGGAAAAAUAGGCUAGGGAGGGAUGACGAAAGAAGUACAGGGUUUUAUGGAUCUGAGAAGGCUUUGUCUUUGUAUGAAAUAAUAUUGAUGGGAAGGUUUGUGUUUCAGAUCGGUAGCAGAAGCAGUGUUUAUUCCCCUGAAAGCAGUGUGCGGAAAACUGGUUCAUAUAUCUAUGAGGAGUUCAUGCCUACAGAUGGCACUGAUGUGAAGGUAUGACAACUGCAUAUUCUGGUUUAUAUUUAGAACAAUCAAGUACUUAAUGAACUCAGCAACUUUAGAUGUGAGGCAUUUAUCUCUGCCUGAAGCACUGCUAUUAUUAAACUUAAAAUAGUUUACAUAUCAUGUUUUGUUUUCUCCAAGUAAAAGGAACACUUCAUGUUUUAGUUUGUCUCUCUCUUUAGAUACUCUUGUGAUUACAGUUUACCAUUCAAAAAGAACAUAAACGUGCUGCCAUAUUGUUUACUGAAUGUGUAUUCAGACAAAUACACUUUUCCUGAAAUGAAAUUAUUCUAACAUUUCAAUCCAAAGCAUACUUUCUUGAAAAUAAAGUACAUUGUGUUAGAUCAAAAUUCCAAGAAAGUGUAUAGGAAUGGAUCUGCAUUCCUAAAUCAUAAAACUAUGCUUCAAAUACUGAGAUUCUUUUGACUGAUCUGUACAGUCUGGAAACAGUUGUCUUCAGCUAUCAUGGAGCAUUUCUGUGAGCAGUUGAUGUAGCUCUUGGUGGUCUACAAAGCUGCCUAAACAUUCAUUAUCAGUUAAUCAUACAGCAGCUGGAUUUUGUUUUUGUUUUUUAAUUUGUCAAAAUUCUUUGAAAACUAAGACAAAAUAUUUCUACAUAGGAAAAUUACAACUUGUAACUACAGAUUGGCAUGAGGCGUUUCAAAAUUAAGUGUUUUGAAGUUUGAUAAUUAUAGAUAUAAUAUAAUCCUAACAAAUCAAUUGUGCCUACUAUAAUUCUUUGUUGGUUCAUCCUGUACAAAGGGUUGGAUUCAGAGAGCUAUUUUAGGCAAGACGAGGGAAAUCUUUUACUUUUUUAUUUGAAGAAACAUACCACUUUUGAAACUCCCAUAGUACAUUAUCUGGCUGCCAUGUGAUGUGGACAGGGAGCAGUUUAAAGAAAAACGAAUCUAAAUCCCUUUGGGUAUGCAGAGCUGAUUGCACAUUCUUUGAAUCCUGGCCAAAGAUUGUAAGCUAUCUGAUUAGGAGUCAUGUUAAAUAAAUUGGUAGUAGCAGAAGCUGUAAUAUGAAACUUUCAGCUAGAUUAGAUUGCCAAUUGGGACAUGGAUACAGUAUAGCAUUGGAACUUGUAGCGCUUUUCAGUUUGUCACUAAUCUCCCCAUGAUGUGAAAGUAAUGAGUAUGACUCUAGAGGCCCAGGAGCUGACUAUGAAAUAAAAAAAGUAAUGAACCAAAAAAAAGAGUUUUUUAUUCUGUUGUAAUUUUUUAUUUCCAAAUAAAGGUAUACACAGUAGGACCAGAUUAUGCACAUGCAGAAGCUCGUAAAUCCCCUGCACUGGAUGGAAAAGUAGAGCGGGACAGUGAAGGGAAAGAAGUACGGUAUCCAGUCAUCCUUAAUGCAAGGGAGAAGCUUAUAGCUUGGAAAGUAUGCCUAGCUUUUAAGGUAAAAUGAAUGAAAGCUGGAGAAAGUGGUCUUUGUUUACCCCAGAGGGCAUCUCCUUAGCUUUGAGUUGUUAUAGAAUUGUUAUCUGCAAGCCCAAGCACAGUGAGGCAGUGGUGGAGCACACAAGCAAAGGAUGAAACAGGAGACAGGUGUUGGAUUCAAGUUAGACCACAUCUUUAUUGAUUAUGGAUACAACAGGUUUGGCAUAGGCAUCAGGCAUGGCAUUACAAGGCUUCACCGGCCUGCUUGCUGGUUGAUGAAGCAUUGGGGUUGACCAAAAUUUAGGGAGGGAGGUAGCACAGAUGGGGAACCCCCACUGAUCAGCAGCAGGGCAUCUGGAUAAAAAGUCCAAAAUCCUUUAAGGGGAUCCUCCUAUGGGACAACUUGAGAGGAGUCUCUUCCUCUGCCCAUCCUCAGUAGUGAUCCAGCCUAAUGGCUUCUCUACCGUAAAGUUGUGAUGAUUGCUCUGAAGUAGGCGAAACCUGCAGACCUGGCCAAACAGUGUGAUAAAAUGAUCCAUAGCAAGGUCAAAGUGGGACUGUCACUCUCCAGCAGACAACCCAUAAACCAGUGUAUUAAAGGGAGGAUGGGAGGGCAAUCCUGAUGCCCACUGUCGUGACUCCACUCUCCACAGCUCACCUUAAGUACUCCCAGAGUGGUUCUGGAUGAGUGAAGUCUUCACCCAGGUCUGCCCUGGGAGCCCCACUUCCCAGUCUUCUAGCCUCCCAUAAGGGUGAGAAGAGCAGAAAUACUACAUUGACAGCCACACCAGGGUUGGCAGCCAGCCACGCACUCCCUUGCCACUGUGCCUAGGCUGCAAAUGCUGUUCCCUGUUAGGCAACAGAGGGGGAACAAGACCUUCUUUCUCUUCUUCUGACUAGGAAAGAAAGUAUGCUAAGACAAAUAUGUAAAUAGAACCUGCAUUACACAAACUUAGGAGCCCGAUAAAAUGUGUGUGCUUUUUGCAUCAUUUGUGACUGACCUAUAUUUUUUGGCUGUUUGAACUGAGUCCUUUGCUAAUAUUUAUGCUACUUUAUAAGAUUGAAAUAUAUUUACAUGGUACCAUGUAUUGUAAAUUAUUUUAUUAAUGUAUCUCAGUGCUUGAAGGGAUAAGAUAAGGGUUAGACAUUGGAAGGGCGUAAAAUCCAAAGCUUUUUAAAAAUGCAGUAGUGAGACCUGUGAGGAGAAGCUAUUCAUUAAAUACAUUUGAAGUUGAACCUGAUCCUCGAGGAAAAGAUGAGUUUUUGUUCAUUUCUUUUUUAACGUAGCUAAUUAUCUGAAGUUUUAUAAAUUUAUAAACCUGUGCAAACUUGUGAUUUCUUGUCUUGACAGCAAACGGUUUGUGGCUUUGAUCUGUUGCGUGCAAAUGGACAAUCUUAUGUCUGUGAUGUCAAUGGCUUUAGUUUUGUGAAGAAUUCUAUGAAAUAUUAUGAUGAUUGUGCUAAAAUCCUUGGGUAAGAUUUUAUGCUAUUUGUCAGACCGUUUCUUUUUCAUAAUUUAUUUAAAGUAAAUAGAAUAUCCGUGGUUGUAUUCAAUGCUAGUCCUAUUCACAGCAGACUCAUUGAAGUUAAUGGACCUGACUAAUUCAGGUUCAUUAAUUUCAGUAGGUCUUUUCUGAGUAGGACUUAGCUGAAUACUGUCCUCUGUGUGGUUGACCUGUUGAAAAAUGUAUCUUGCAAAAUAGAGCUUUUAGAUAACACAAUUAAUUCAGAUAAAACAGCAGCUAUUUAGGAUGCCCAUAAUGAGCAUGCAUACCUAGUAUAGUUUCUGUGGAACUUUGCCAAGAUAUCUGUUAGAGAAAUAAAACACCAAAAUUUUAUGCUCCGUUUGGGGAAAGGCAAAAUGCACACUGCUCAAUAAAACACAGAGAGACAAACCAUCCCUGGUUGUUCCCCUCACCAUCCCCAAGCUUACCAUGCAGCAGCAUGAGUCCUUUUUCCUUUCUGUAUUUUGAAAAGGGAUUUUCCCCCCAUGGGUGUUAGGCAUGCUGGAAAGCAAACAAUUCCUCAGAGGCAUUCUAAGCAAAGGAAGAGGGCAGACAGCUAGAAGCCAUGGCUUCACUAGCACAGCCGGCUGCUCAAAGUAAAACACUGGCAUACUCACACACAAAGGCAGAGGGCUUCCACAAGCAUAAAGGGAAGUGUUCAGGGCACUGAGAUUCACUUUAGGAACUUCAGGAUUAGGGGAAAAUGUUUUAAAAGAAGCAUGAUUGGUUAUUAACGAAUGGCAUGUUAUUUAUGGAACAUAGCAUACGUGGGUAUGGUUCAUUAAGGGGUUAAUGCAUUUUUAACUUGUUUUUAUUAGACAAAUUAUUGUUGUUAUUAAUGCAGACUUAUUAAUUUCAGCAAACACUUGUUUCUGUUCCAUUUAGAAAUAUCGUAAUGCGAGAACUUGCUCCGCAGUUUCAGAUCCCAUGGUCCAUACCUUUAGAAGCAGAGGAUAUUCCUAUUGUGCCAACUACAUCUGGAACAAUGUAAGAGAAUAUUUUUUUCUCUGUCUACAUUAUGCAACCUGACUAUGUAACAUUUUCUAUUUUUCUUAUCUCUCAGUAUUCGCUCACUUUCAGUUUAGAAUAAUUCUUUGUUUAGAAUAAUUCAACAACAUCUUUGUUGAAAUGUUUCGUUAAUAUUUAUAUGAGAAAUCAUAUUUACAUGUCCUCUUUUUCAUAUAUUUUUUGUUGCUGUUAAUGACAAUCAAACUUUGUUCUUUUAAAUCUUUGUAUACUUGCAGGAUGGAACUUAGAUGUGUUAUUGCUGUUAUACGGCAUGGAGAUCGGACACCAAAACAAAAAAUGAAAAUGGAAGUUAAACAUCAGAAGUAAGUAAUUGGGGGGGGGGGAUGUAAUGAACAAAUUUGAUAUUUUCCCCAUUACAUGUAAUAAGAUAAUUGUUUGAACCGAGGAGGGGAUAGAUGUGCAUCUGUGUUGCAUUUAUUGACAUUUAAUUUGAUUUUUCAUCUGUAUUUAUGUAUUAAGAGGCUGUAGCAUCAAAUGUUUUGUUUUCUCUGCUUUUAAAGUUUAAUUUUACUUCUGUAUUUUGUAAACUGCCCUGGAAGUUCCACUGAAGUAAUUGCAGUAUAUAUAAUUUUUUAAACAAAUAAAACAGAACUCUCUGGGGCAGUCCUAUGGCAAGAUUCACUGGUAUGAGCCAUUUAGGAUGCAGUGGAUCUCCAGUCCAGCUUGCUGAUUUCUGGCUCAGCUGGCUCAGCCAAAGAUACCCUGGUAUUAUAACUUGCUCAGAUGGCUGAGGAGAAGUUGGCUGAGUCAAGGCUGGUGUAAAUCCCAGAAAAGGGUUAUGGCAUCCUAAGCCCAUUCAGCUUGGUCUUGUAACCUUGCAAUCCAGUGCAGAACACUAUUUUAAGGGCUUGUUUUCUGUCGCCAAGGCUUAGGCAAAGCAGCAACCCUGGUUGAACUUUACACCAGCUUAACUUUGACUUGCUCGCUUUACACCAGCUUCAUUAUUUUCUAAGUGUAUAUUAUUAGUUAUUUCAAAACUGGCUUGAGAAUGGGUUAUAAACAUAAGCCUUGGUUCAGGGAGCGAAAGCCACAGAAUGGUGACCUGAGAUACUGUUCCGUAGAGACUGCAUAUACAACGUGGUGCAAAGUAUUUCAAGACCAUCAGUUAAUAUAUGGAAAGUUCAUAACUGAAUGCAUUGUUUUGUGUUAACAUCCACAUGCUUCCCAAACAGUCAUUUGCUAGAUGUGAAGACAUGAAUAAUCUGGUUUGGGGUUAAUAAUAAUAAUAAUAAUAAUAAUUUAUAUCCCACCCAUCUGGCUGGGCUUCCCCAGCCACUCUGGGUGGCUUCCAACAAAAUAUUAAAAUACAGUAAUCCAUCAAACAUUAAAAGCUUCCCUAAACAACGAGCAAUUCUCUUCCCUAUUAUAAAAAUCUAGAACCAGAAAAUAAUACUAGUUUGGCCUAGUGACUUCUAGCACAGUAAUUCACUGCAUUUCUAAUCAUUCCAUGCUUAUUUUAAAGGUUUUUUGAUCUUUUUGAAAAAUGCAAUGGAUACAAGUCUGGGAAGCUAAAAUUAAAAAAGCCGAAGCAAUUGCAGGCAAGUUUGGUUUUUUUAAAAAAUUCUUUUCUUUUUUACACUCACACCUGUCUUCUUAAACUGCUAAUAUAAUUUGCCACUCUUUUAGGAAGUACUUGACAUUGCAAGACACCUCUUAAUAGAGCUAGGACAAAAUAAUGACUCUGAGAUUGAAGAAAACAAAUCUAAACUUGAACAGCUGAAAACUGUGUUGGAGAUGUAAGUAUUUAAUUUGGAGAUCUUGCUGGUGACACUGUUAUCUUUCUCAUGUAUUUAUAUAUAUAUAUAUAUAUAUUUCUUUAAGGAACAAAGAGAGUUCAACCACAUUAUUAAUCUGAAAUAUGGGAACUAAUCCGUGUUACUAGUCAGUUUCUGAUGCUUUCAAACUAUUACUGCAUCUUCAGAAUUUUAGGUAGCAUGAAAUCUAUUUCUAAUGAACCACUGAAUGCCAUUUUGUGCAUGUAUAUUCCUUGUGGAGACAUAUAAACAAUAACUAAGGCCUACAGGAGAAUGGUUGCGGGAAUUUUGGGGAGAGCGCCUUUUAUCCUGCUUCUGCUGAUCUUUUAACUCAAGAGUUGCCAAUGAGCCUUUCCCAGUGUCCAUAGGCACUGGUGGAGGAAGAGGGGUGCAGGGGGAGCGCCCAACCCUGGAAGCACGAUCGCAUUGGGGUGCCAUCGCAGCUGCCCCCCCCCCGCCCCUGCUGGGUGCCAUGCCCCCAUGGGCGGCGCACCAUGCCCCCGGGACGCGCACCAGCCAUGCCCCCGCCUGCUCUCUGCCACUGUCCAUAGGGUCACCUUUCCCAUUGAACUAGGCUUGAAAGAAGCAUUCUACUGCAGCCAGUAGAAUAGGUUGUGGCAUGUGCUUGGUUGAAAUAUGUGUGGUGUCCAUGACAGUUUUUUCUGCUUUGUAAAUAUGCCCAAAGACCGCUGCUUUAAGAGAUUGAGCACCAGCUCAGCACCAGACAGCAUGGUCUAAUGGUAAUAGUUGAUGGGAAUUGUAGUCCAAGAUAUCUGGAGGACACCCAAGUUUGGGAAGACUGGCCUACACUAACCUGCUGUGUGAAUUUCUGCUUUGUUAAGCUGUUCAAGAGUUACUAUCAAAGAAUCAAGUGAUAGAGCUUUUCCUGGACACUACCUCAGACUGCAGGUGGAAAUUGGGUGCUUGAAUGCUCUACUAUGAAAACAAACUCUCUUUACAGAGAAAAUUGCCAGUUAAGUAAGAAUGUUAAGUAAAUUCAUUUUGCCUAACAUGCUAGCUGUGCAUAUGCAGGAAGUAUUGAAACCUGCAGGAUGAAGUGGUACAGUGCAGGAAAGGCAUUCUUCAUCAUGGCAGCAAUGCAAUAGCUUCAUUCAUAUAUAUACACACACACACACACACACACACACACACACACACACUUACAAGGCUGCAUGAUAUAUAUCAAGUUUAUUUUUAAUGUGUGCUCCUUGCCUCCCCCAUUCUCCAUUUGUUGUUCUUAGGUAUGGACAUUUUUCUGGCAUAAACCGCAAAGUUCAGCUGACGUAUCUUCCUCAUGGUUGUCCCAAAACAUCUAGUGAAGAAGAAGGUAUGGAUGCUAAUUAAUUCUAGAAGUUGGUCCCUCUGUUAGCUUAGUGUAACUGAAUUUUGCUUUUUAACACUUUUAUUGUCAAAAAAGCUGAAGUUGGAAACAUGUAGGGGUUUUUUAAGCUAAUUAAUUACAUUUUGUUCCUCGCUCGCUCUGGUCAUCAGCAAAAUAUCAACUUUUAGGGCUGGUGUGCAUCCUAAACACACUUGCUAUGCAGUAAGCUCACAGAACACAGUGAUACUUACUUAUGAAUAAACAUGAAUAGGGUUGUGCUGUAAGUACAAUGUUUGACUUCUUAAUUGAACAUCAAACACUCUCCUUCCAGUGCUUUUUUGCAAGCAGCUUUUGAUAUUCCCCUGAAUUGCAGAAGCAAUUUGCCAUACAGCAUGAGCAGCUGCUGUUUCAGAAUCUACAAAUCCAAUCUGAAACUCAUCCCUGAUGCUCUGAAUAGUAUCACUGUUCUUUGGAUCCUCACAUUUUUAUAUAUUAGUCUUAGUCCCUGACAGGAAUGUACGUGAUAGCCCACCAUUCAUCAUAUUAAAAUGUUUAUUCAACUGAAUAAUCUCUAUUCUCUCUUCCAUUUUUUCAAUGUUGCAAACAUACUGUAUUUGAAUCAGACAAAUACUGUUGGAAGUGUGACUUUCUUACCCCUUCAUUUCAAGCAGCCUUUCCAAGGGUCCAGGGCUCUGUUGAAUGGUGUGGACUGUGGUGUCGGGGGUUGAGAGAGAAGAGGGGAUCGCCAAAAAAUGGGGAGAUGUACUUUCCCCCUACCCAGGUGCCAUAGCCUACCCCAUUCAGCAGGGUUUCUAAACUUUUGGGAGAGGCUGCUGGGAUGAGGAGCGGGUAAGAAAGUUAUAUUCCAUCCACUCAUUUCUGUUGCUGCUUCUUUAGAUCCACCCCUCUGUUUUUCAAGUUACUUCAGCUCACCAGAAAUGGAAAAUUAUCUGCUAAAAAAUUGUUCUAGCAUAUGAAACUUAGGUGUAAAUUAGUUGCUCUUCCUCAGUUUUUAUUUACCUAUUAUUUUGCAUUGUGGUAUUUUUGUAUGCAUUUAGAUAGCCACAAACGUGAGCCAUCUCUACUCUUAGUUCUAAAAUGGGGAGGAGAAUUAACACCUGCAGGCAGAGUUCAGGCAGAGGAACUAGGAAGAGCUUUCCGAUGCAUGUACCCAGGUGGACAAGGUAAUUUAUUUCAUUUAUUGGUGGCAAAGGAAACCAUUUCUUUAGACCGAGAACUUGGGGGGGAAAGAAACAGAAGCAAGAUUAUAAGGUUGUUUUUCUUUUGGUAGGUGACUAUGCUGGAUUUCCAGGAUGUGGUUUACUUAGACUGCAUAGUACCUAUAGGCAUGAUCUCAAAAUUUAUGCUUCGGAUGAAGGCAGAGUUCAAAUGACUGCGGCAGCUUUUGCAAAGGUACUAUGAAAAUUAUAAUUUCAACUGAAAAAUGGGAAAGGAAUACAGGCUGUUUAUAAGAAAAUUUUGGAGAUUGUACAAUGAACUUUUUUUAAAAAAUGUUUUAAAUAUUAAAGUCAUGUAAAAUUAGCUACUUGGCCUACUUUCAUAUCAUACAUGCUUUCCUCCCGCUUAUGAUUAGUAGUUCAAUGUGAGUAAUCCUCCCUUCCCACACACCAGUCCAGGGGCACUGACUUGCCCUCCACAUGGGGGGGGGGUUGUGUCACGUGAUGCAUCCCGCCCCACUUGGCACCAGCGGCGUAGCUAGCUGCUCGGGUGCCAGGUGUAGCGCGUGCAUCCUGCAGCCGGGGGCGGGGCACGCUGCGCUGAGCCUCUCCGCUGCCUCCCCCUCUCCUGCAGGGCGGCUGAGGGAGAGGCAGAAGGCAGACUCAAGUCACACGCCGUUUCAGGCAGCGUGGAGCCUGCAGGCACCCAAGCCACCAUGUCACUCCCAGGAGUGACAGCCCCCGCGGUGUGGUGCCCAGUGCCAGCCGCAUUUCAUUACAUUUGUUAACUAAACAAAAAAGUUUCAGGAGCUCAAUUUUUUUAUUUUAUUUUAUUUUUAAAACUCAUAUUUUGGUCAUUUUGUUACCCCUCUCAGUGAUGACACCCGAGGCGGACCGCACCCCCUUCCUCCGCCACUGCUUGGCACAUGAGUGCUCGUGCGGGGCUGGCAGUUAUCUCAAUAUUGAGGAGGGCUCCGCCCCCGGCCCACCACUAUUGAGGGAGCCAAAGCCCCUUCUGCCCCCUAUAGUUGCGACCCCUGCACCAGUCAUUCUGUGUGUGAAAUUUAUAAAUUGCUUAUUUCUUGAUGUGGUAAAAUGGUGGUGUGCUAUAUGAUAUAUAAGAGUAGUGGUCAAAUGCAUGUGCUUUUGUUCUCAUGACUUACAGUAUAUAUGGCCAACUUUUCAAAAUGUAUACAUUUUUAAUUGAAAAUAAAGAAUAGGUGCUGAACAUUCUAAUCUAGGGACUGCCAACCUUUUGGGGCUUAUUGACACAUUUCAAAUUUUGAUAGAGGUAGGUAUGGCAGACACAAGAUGGCUGUCAUGGGGUGCAUGGCAUAACACAACAUAAGAGAGACAAUCACCCCCAACAACCUUACACUUGCCAUGGAAAGUUGAUUAUGUGCUGCUGAUCUGACACCACACAAACAUGGUGUUGCUGUCUAAUAUACAAGGCAUCCAUCCUACUGUCAUUUCAAAGAAAUUGCUUAGAAGGUACCUGCACAUUUUGCCUGAUAACCUUUGUUCCAGGAUUGCUAGAGACUAACUUUUCUUUCAAUUGAAAGCUCAAAGUCCAGGGCCUCUACUCAGGGGCACCACUGAAUGCCCAUGGGCAUUGGGUUGAUGAUCCCUGCUCCAAGCCAUAUGCUCUAAUCAAAAGUGGACACCACAAUCAUAUUGUUUUUCUUGUAUUACCUGCCUGGGUGUAGACCAUGGUGUAAUAAGCACUAAAAAGCAAUACCUAUUAACAAUAGGUAGAAAGUUACUACCUAUAGGUAUACAGUUACUUGCUUAAGGAUGAAUUGAACUGGUGAGGGGAUACACCAGGUGUACCCUCUUGAAAGUUUGAGAAGUGAGUGGUGACAUGGGACCCCCUUUCUCCCUACGGAAAAAGAACUUAUCACGUUAAGUACCAAUGUUCACUUUUGUGCUUUAGACUAUUUGCCACAUUUCCCCUCAUCACUCAGUUAUUUUGUUUACCCAGGGACUCCUGGCAUUGGAGGGAGAGCUUACUCCUAUACUUGUCCAGAUGGUCAAAAGUGCUAAUAUGAAUGGGCUACUCGACAGUGACAGUGACUCUCUUAGCAGCUGCCAACAUCGUGCAAAGGCACGCCUUAAUGAAAUACUCCAGAGAGACAGAGACUUUACUGAUGAAGACUACGAAAAGGUUAGAAGAUAACAAAGUACUAUACCGUGCUCUAAAUAUUGAAUGUGGGCAAAUGUUGAAAAUCAGUGGAUUCUCUUCUAGCCAUCUUCUUAAACUCUCCUGAAUGGAGCACAAGGAGAAUUGGAAAAAAACAACAACACACUUUAUAACUGGAAAAGUGUUUUGAUGAUAAUUGAAAGAUCAAUUAAAAUAACAAAAGCAGUAAUUCUGCUGUCCUACCUUCGUCAUAGCUCAUGAUGAUUACCCAACCCAGUGAACGCUUCCUAACCCACCAAAUCUAUGCUUCAGAUAAGACCAAACGUCUUUUUUAGUGCCACAAGCACCAUUUACUUCAUUGGGACUUAAUUUCUUUGUUUUAUAACAUUUAUACACCACUUGAUUGUAAAAAACAAACAAACAAAAACCCUGAAAGUGAUCAUUUAUUGAAAAUCAAAUUAUGAUUCUUAAGAUUUCCUGUUUUGAGGUUAUAGUAUUCUAUUAUCCUUCAGACAAAAAUAAAAACGAAUAGAACUAAUGAAUUCCCUUUUUUUUUUAUAUUCAGCUCACACCAUCCGGCAGUGUUUCUCUGAUAAAAUCAAUGCAAGUCAUUAAAAACCCUGUUAAGACAUGUGAUAAGGUAUAUUCCUUGAUCCAGAGUUUGACAUCUCAGAUCAGAAGACGGAUGGAAGAUCCUAAGUCUGCAGGUAAACAAUUAUUUUAAGCAGACUGUAAUGUUAAUGCUAGCCAUGAAGGCUUAGGCAGUUUUAAGAAUUUUGAGUAGACAGCAUGUCUGUCAGUGAAAUUUAGCUACUAAAAUAUAUACUAAUAGUGAGUUAUUAAUGAAGAAAAGAUAGGGUGCCAAGAGAUUUAUGGUGACCCAAAAGAAGAGUGGGUGGUGUGGAAUGCAGUGGUAAAAAGGGCCAGUUGAGAAAUGUGGGUGCAGAGAGAAGAGAGUCUAUGCUAUGAGAUGAAGACAAAAAAGGAGGGGCAGAGUUAACUAGAUUGGAGAAAACCCAUGGUGCAGAGAGUUUGCACUGGGGUGCAGGGGGAGGAAAUGAAUUUAACAAGAAUAGUUUUAGAAGAAAACAACUAAAAUUUAAAAAAUGUUCUUUCUGUGGCCAAUGCAAUAAUAUAUCACUCUUUAGCUAAUAAAGCUAACCAUCAGAACAAUAUGAACUGUGCAGUCCUUUGCUAGAGCUUGUGUAGGUCAUGACUUUUGUCAUGUAAGUGGAUUGCAUUCUUUAAUCUGGAAAAGGAUAUAUUUGAUGUGAAAGGAAAUAUACAUGAGAUAAUUCUAACUAGAAUAUACGAGAUCAUAAUUUUUCUUAAUGUUUCAUUUGAUUUUACUUCAUGUUACCUGAGUUGAUUAUUCUUCACUAAUAAUUGUCCACCUAGAUAUUCAGCUUUACCACAGUGAAACGUUGGAGCUAAUGUUGCGUAGGUGGUCCAAGCUUGAAAAGGAUUUUAAAACAAAGAAUGGAAGAUAUGACAUCAGUAAAAUUCCAGAUAUCUAUGACUGUAUUAAGUAUGAUGUCCAGCAUAAUGUCUCUUUGAAACUAGAAAACACAAUGGAACUAUAUAGACUGUCAAAGGCGUUAGCUGACAUUGUUAUACCACAGGUUUGUACCUUGCAACUACUCUUAAACAGUAUUCUGCAACAACUAGAUGUUUCAUACUGGUUAUACUUGCUAAUCAUUAUGGCAAUCCGUAGCUUAACUAUUUCCAAACAAUUUGUGGUCCACUAACCAGUUUUUAUAAAUGGUAUGUAUUGGAAAAAAAUACUGUUUUUUUCUGUUCCUUAUUAAAUUAAAUAAGGAAAUAUCUAGCGGAUAUGUAAUCUAAUAAUUACAUAGACGUAUCUUUUAUAUAUAUUGGCGAAAUCCAGUGCAAUCCUGUACAUGUCUACUCAGAAGUAAGUCCCAUUGAGUACAAUGAGACUUACUCCCUGGUUAAGCAGGCAGAAGAUUACAGCCUAAGUUAAUUUCACUUUGGUCCUAAUAAAAUAAGUGGGGGCAGGUUAGUCAUUGCUUAGCUCCUAUUGAAAUUAGUAGGACCUAAUCAAUGACUAACUUACACCAUUUAUUUUAAUGGAGCCAAAGUGCAACUAACUCCCAAGCCAUAAUAAGCGAGUGACAAGUAGGUUCCUGCAACCACUUGAUUCAAGACAUUAAAAACCUAUUGAGACAUGUGAUCUAGAAUUUGACAUCAGAUCAUGAGGAAUGGAAGUUUGCAAGCAAACAGAGUUGCGACCACUAUUCCAUUCCGCUCCCAUCUUGGUUUUACCCCCCUUCUUUUCAACAGUCAGUAUUGUGUGGGCAGUGGGACGCGGGUGGCGCUGUGGGUAAAACCUCAGUGCCUAGGACUUGCCGAUCGUAUGGUCGGCGGUUUGAAUCCCCGCGGCGGGGUGAGCUCCCGUCUUUCAGUCCCAGCUCCUGCCCACCUAGCAGUUCGAAAGCACCCCUAAGUGCAAGUAGAUAAUAGGUACCGCUUUAUAGCGGGAAGGUAAACGGCGUUUCCGUGUGCUGCGCUGGUGCUGGCUCGCCAGAGCAGCUUUGUCACGCUGGCCACGUGACCCGGAAGUGUCUCUGGACAGCCCUGGCCUCCGGCCUCCGGCCUCUUAAGUGAUAUGGGCGCACAACCCUAGAGUCGGACACGACUGGCCCGUACAGGCAGGGGUACCUUUACCUUUUAUUGUGUGGGCACUUGAUAUACUCAGUCCUCCGUGGGUUCUUUUGAGUGUCUCCCCAUCCCUUAGGAUUUUUCCUAGUGAUGUUUUGUGCUUCUGCAAACCUCAGGAUUACCCUGACUGCACAUGAAUGGUGCAUAUUUAGCUGCAUAAGUGAUUGCGCUCAGAGAAUUGAAUCUGAAAUAGAAAGAACAAAUGGGGCCCUAUAGCAAAAUAUUGUAGGAUGCCAUGCAUAUACUCAGCGCACAUUGUAGCUUAUUUUUAAUUAUGCUCUUCUCAUCCAGGAAUAUGGUAUUACUGCAGCUGAGAAAAUAGAAAUUGCAAAAGGGUACUGCAAUCCACUACUGAGGAAAAUCCGGUCUGAUCUUCAAAGAACUCAAGAUGAUGAUACAGUUAACAAGCUCCAUCCUUUGUAAGUUCCUUUUUGCUUGGAAAACUUGGUAGUGGUACUUUGUUACUUUUAUAGUGACAUGAUUUAGCCAUUUGUCGUGUAAAAAUAUAACCAAAUCCUGCUUGCUGCCUCCUCGCCCCCAAGGCUGGUUGCCUGCCAGGGCAGAUCCCCACCAACCGUCCUGUUAUGCUGCUGCUGCUUUCUCAUCAGCCUCCAAUACUGCUGAGGCCAAAACAGAAGCAGCACCAGAACAAGACUGCUGCUGGGGAACUGCCUUUUUCCCCAUACUCACUGUUCCUUCAUGGCACGUCUUGGCCAGCUACCACCCGUGCUGCUUGCCUGCCUGCCUGCCUGCUGUUCUGUCAUUAAACUGCAGUAACCACCACCAUAUUUUUGUAAGAUAAAGAGUCUUCAUAAUACUCCCAGCCACGCCAACUGCAGCAUGACUACAUUUUGCUUAAAAAAAAGACUAUUAUAGUAAGAAAUACAAGAUAUAUUUUCCCCGGGGGGGGGGGGGAAUGAUCUUAUGAAACAAAAAGGGAAAAAUAAUUGGGGGAAAAUGUGAAAUUUGUUCACCUCAUGGUCAUUACAGAGGUACUCUUUCACCAAUUUAAGAGAGUUUGGGAAAUUAUUCUGAAUUUUUUUGAUCUUUAGAAAUUUUAAUGAUGGGGAGAUGCACUUUAAGCUCUCUUGCUUUCUCUACAGGUACUCACGAGCCUGUAUAAUACUUGUUUACUGUCUCAGAUUAUUUUGCUCUUAGGUAUUCCAGUGGGGUUAUGUCUCCUGAACGUCAUGUCCGAACUAGGCUAUACUUCACCAGUGAGAGCCAUGUCCAUUCCUUACUAUCAACGCUUCGCUUCGGUUCUUUAUGUGAUGUAAGUGAUAUCCUCUUCUGGUUGUUUUAGUUCAGUUGUGUAUCCUCAUCACUUUUGGAAAUGUGCAGCGUACUUUAUUAUUAUUAUUUAGAUAGAAGUAUUAUGUGGCAACUCAAAAUGCCACUCCCAUGGGAAUAAACUUUGCAUUACAGAAAAUCUACUGGGAGAGCUCUGGGUGGAUUUGGAGAGCCAUGUCCUAAAAACAUUUUGAAUAAUGCAAACUUUAUACUACUAUGUGUAGUUGAAGUUUUUCCCCAUAGGCAGAAAUAGUUCUGUUACCUUUCAUUGACUUUGCUUUGUUCUGAAACGUGUGGAAAAGGCUACUGUGAGUUAUUUUAUCUGUUCCAUGUUCUGAAAUAUCUGCCACUUGACCUUUUAAAAUCUAUAUGAUAUUCUCAGACACAGUCUAGCACAUUUCUCUGACUGAUGCUCUGCAAAUUGAUCAUUAUGAAGAGAGGCGCAAGCUAUUUGUAGAAGGGGUUACUGCUAAAUUGCUAUAGAAAUGACAGAAUUUCAGUUGUGGGCAUGCUGGUAAACUGAAACUCUGUAAUCCUCCUUCUUGCCUGUAACCACAUGCACAGCAUGUGUAACUGCACUUUUCCAUCAUCACCACUUGUUAUCUCCCCCCUCCCCAACCCAUUGUUAUCAUUUUUAAAUUAUAUGCUCCUUGAAGUAUUUUUGCCUGUACAAUUUUGAAAAUGCUUUGUACAGUAUUUCAGUUUUGCUUUACAAAUAAUAAUAAUAUUUAAAUUAUGAUAGGUUUUGGGAAAGGAUGUAAAAGUGAUGUAACAUUGGCCUGUAUAAGAAUGCAUUUUAUUAUAGCGCCGUGCAAUCCUAUGCAGGCUUGCUUAGAAGUAAGUCAGUUGUGCUUAAUGUACUUACUCCUUGGUGUUUCAAAUUGCAGCCCUUGAGUUAGAAGCUAACAAUCAGAAGUUAACAGAAUGUAGGGAUUAAAAAGAAAUUGUCACCCAUACGCUUACAAUACUAAACAUGUGAAUUUCUUUUGAUCUAAGCCAUCAAAAGACGAACAGUGGAAACGAGCUAUGGAUUAUCUGAAUGCUGUCAGUGAACUCAAUUACAUGACUCAGAUUGUGAUCAUGCUAUAUGAGGAUCCAAACAAGGUAAAGAAAUGCUAAGCACAUAGUCAAACCAGUAUUAUAUACUUGGAACAUGGUUUAACUCCUUGUCCAUUUUCUUUAGGAGCUUUCAUCAGAGGAGCGUUUCCAUGUGGAAUUGCACUUCAGUCCAGGAGCUAAAGGCUGUGAAGAAGAUAAAAAUUUACCGUCAGGCUUCGGAUACAGACCUGCUUCACGGGAGGUAAACACUCUUUAAAAUGUUUCUUACAUACAUGAAAUUUGAGCAGGACUUUUCACAGUACAGUGGUACCUCGGGUUAAGUACUUAAUUCGUUCCGGAGGUCCGUACUUAACCUGAAACUGUUCUUAACCUGAAGCACCACUUUAGCUAAUGGGGCCUCCUGCUGCUGCCGUGCCGCCAGAGCACGAUUUCUGUUCUCAUCCUGAAGCAAAGUUCUUAACCCAAAGCACUAUUUCUGGGUUAGCAGAGUCUGUAAGGCUGAAGCGUAUGUAACCUGAAGCGUAUGUAACCCGAGGUACCACUGUAGUUGAAUGCUUAAUAUUGUACCAUGGCAUAACACAGCUUGUGUUGUUGUACCUUUCCCACUUAUUUGUAGAAAAUAGCACAUUUUGAAUUUUGAGGAAAAGCUGUGGCCAGCAGUCACAACAUGGCUGCCAUGGGGAUGUGGCAUGUCACAAAAUUAGAGGGUGUACUGUCAUUGCUGCUACCCUGAACAUUAUGUUGUGGAAGUUACACAGUGUCACCUCCACAAAACAAUGCUGUCGCUGUCUUGAACAAGAAGCACUCCCCACUACCAGGAAAAAUGUACAAGGUGGCCAUAUCACACUCUCUCCCCCCCCUCUCCCUCACAUUGCAUACACCACACACAUGCAGACCAAGGACAUACUUGUAUUUCUCUUGCAGACACAUGCCAUGUGUACACAGUCACACACACAAAUACCUCCCUCUAACUCUAACUAUCGUGCACGUGUGCACACACCAUACAUACCUACAUCUUUCUUUCUCUGCCCAAGUACAUUUCUCUCAGUCACACACAGAGCAUACUUGAGCACCCCACCUCACACCCAGACCCAUCUUCAGAAAAGCCCUUACAUGGGUGAAGGAAAUGUUGGGAAUAAGGUCUUCUUCCACCCAGCCAAGAACAGCUCCACUGGCUUCUGCCUGCCACGGAGCCCCCAGUUUCACCCAACAAAAGGCCUUCCCAUCAGCAGUUGUCUGCAAGAAAGCACCAAAACAGGGGGCUGCUUGGAGGGACUUGGCCAGCCUGUGAUCUGCUGAAUCCGUAGCUGGUCCCACUUGGUGGCAUUGGGCUCAAUCUGGGUCUGAUCACGAUGUGAGCUCCAGACAGAGGUAGACAAGAGCAGACUUUUGCCUGUCCACUGUCUUCUGUCCCAGAUGGUGUGAACAGCUCCCUUGUUGGGGUAUGGAUUGCCCUGCCAGAUACUAAGAAAAUGGACAAAUCAUUGUCUUCAGAGUUGGAGACAGUUGCUAGGGACAGCUGACCAAAUGUGCUUUGGUGUACAUUUCCAUAGCUCCAUAGGAAGCUGCUUUAUCCAAACGCAUGUGGUACGUGGUUUGUUGCUAUUGGUAUCCAAGGGCCAUAAUCCUUAAUAUUUGAAGGAAUUAUGUUUUCCACCUGCCAAAUGUUUUGUGUCACAUGAAACAUCCAUUUUCUUCCAGAAUGAUGGCUCAAGGAAAAACUCCCAGAAAAAUGAAAGUGAUGAGGAAUCACAUGCUUGUAGAAGGGAUGAAACAGAUCGAUCUGUAAUGAUCUUCAAGCCAUUGGUGUCAGAUCCAAUUCAUAUACACAGAAAGUCGCCUCUUCCAAGACCCAGGAAAAUUGGUUCAUCAGAAGUAAGUUUGCUGUUCCCAUGCUUAACUACUGUAGAAACAGGCUCCUGUUUUAGAGAGAUUUUCACAUUUCUUUUUCUCUUUUUUAAUGCAUGGCAAAUACAUAGCUGUAGUUCUCUUAGGACUUUAACAUUGCUUCAGACACUUCCAUAAAUUAAUAACCGAAAGAUACCACUAUUCAGAGGAGUUUGGAUCACUUAACAAGGUCUAAGUUAGUCUUCAGGCUGACUAAUCUACAUUGCUUGCAUAUACAAUCUUACAAAAUGUAUUAUUCUACAAUAAAUAGUUAAAGACAUUUUUUGCCCUUUGCAAGAAUGUUAUGGUUCAUCCCAAUAUAUAUAUAUUUCCUAAUAUAACUGAUUGUUGUAGUGUACCCUGAAAGAUAAGACAUUAUCUUAUCAAUAUGAAAGAUAUGUCUUCUGUCCCAAAAUCUUAAAUAUUCUGAAUCAAGGUUGAUGCAGAGGUCUGUCAUAUUUACAAGGGCUACUUCAGAAUAGUGAAGUAGGUGAGGAGAGAGUUUCUCUUUUUACCAAUCAUUUUUCAGUAACAGAAUAAAAUUGCAAGAAACAGUAUGGCCCAGUUCACACAACACAGUAAACCGUAACUGAUGGUUUACCAUGAAUGCAGAGAUCACUCCACCUUUGCUUUUCUUGUACAGCCAGCAGGAGCAAUAAACCACAAUCCCUGGUUUAGUUUUACAUCUGAACCUAGGAAUCAUGGUUUGUUCUAUUCCAAACAAAUCAUGACAUUAAGCCAAAAACAAACCAUGUUCCUAGUUUGGAUGGAAUGCUAAGCCAGGGAGUGUGGUUUGCUGCUCUCACUAGCUAGAGGGAAGGAGCGUUCUGCACAUUCAUGAUAAACCAUCAACUGCUAUAUACUGUGAUAUGUGAAUGCUGUAUAUGUUACAAUUUAUUUCUGGUGUCAUGUGGGCACUAGUUUGUGUAACAGCCCUUGUCCCUUGACAAGUCAGGAGCAAAGACUUUUGGGGAGUGGGUUGUACUAUCUCCAGACUUACAUGCUACAAAAUGAAUAAUUCCAAAUAAUUUGGCCAUUUGAUAUUAUUGAUUGAAUUCUAUACUAUUAUUUGGCUGUCUUGAGCUGUGAUAAAUAUGAAGGCUAAAAAAAACUCAUUUUGUAUCCAAGAUCUUGUAUAUAUCCUAUGGGGUUUUUAUUUUUAUUUUAUUUUAUUUACCUUUAUCCUCUGAAGCAAAGAUCCCAUGUUGUAUCUCCGUUUUUCAAAAACUCCUCUCCGUUUCAUAAGUGCCAUCUGUUGUUCAGGACCCAACAUCUAAAAUUCCAAGUACUAAGCCUCUGUGUGUGUGCAGAAUUAUUUAUGCUGUUAUUUGGAUCUUAGCCUAAUUGUACUAAGAGAUGCCUUCACAAAUUGUGCAUCAGCUCACUACUAGUCACUGGCAUCAUACCUGCACUCUGGUAGGUGGUUGCUCAAGGCUACAGACGAUCCUGCCACCUUUUGACCAUCCCACUUUUCAGCAGGCAGCCUGGACUCUUCUAACAGCAGGCAGGUCACUUGACUUCUUAGUUCUACCCUUGUGUUUCCAGUUCAUCAAACCUGUAGCGAAUAAAGUUUAUAGCCUGUUUAAACCAAGUUCUUUUCCCUCCCCACCCCUCCCAUCCAGCCCACUCUCUCCCCAAUGCGGGCACAUGCGUUUGUUACUGAUCAUGACAGUCUUUAUCAGAGAGAAAUUAUAUAUAUAUUUCUUAGGGAUCCAAAAAUAUUUUAAUUAUUAUGAUGUUCCAGGUUUUUUAUGUGAUGAUACAGGAAUAUCCUAAUAAAUGCUGUGGGUUUUUCCAGCAGGCAAACAUUAAUGUUGAGCAGUAUUCUACAUAUCCUUUGUAAUUUUUCACACAUAGUUGUAAAUUCUGCUUUUCCCUGUCAAUAAACACUGUUUUUAUUUUGCUGACUUUACUAGCCUGAAACUUUAAUAUAGAAAGAUUUGGAAAUCAUGGCUUCAUUUUUACAUUAUAUUUUUCUUUCUUCUUGGGACAUUCUGUGUAUUCAUUGAUAGGAACAUGGAGAGAUUCUUUUUAGCUGAAUUUAGAAUUCUUUCCCACUUCAAUAAAAUACCAUUUUUAAAAGAUUAAUUUUUAAAUGGUGUGUAAAGCAACGUGAAGCCGAUUCUCUUCUAUUUGGAGAAAGUGAACAAAAAUCAAAUAACUUAACCUUGAAGAUCAAGGCUCCCUAAAUAUAUAUUGAACAUAAAUGUGUCUGUUAUGUUCUUUCAGUGUGGUCCUGACUCUGUUUCUUGUGAAUGUCUUGAUCGAGACCUAAAUUAUUGUUGGUGUGCCAGCCUGUCACUGGUGUUUGGUUUAGUUCUUAGAGUUGGUCCUGGAGCUUAGGCAGGAUGUAUAAUGCUUAUGCAGAGGAUAGAUGUGGCAUGUGGAUACAGAAUGAAGAUUAAAUUUUACUGGCGUGUUUUGUUAGGGGGAAAACUGAGACACUAAAAUUAAGAAAAUGUUGUUAGUGUCAUCAGAGGUCAGUUACAUGUUUUUGUGAAAUAUCUGCUUUAUUAAUAGUGAACGCAGCACAGACAGAGAAUUUGCUAUGCUUAGCGAGAGGAACACAAUUAACGGUGACAUUUUUUAAAUAUGUACAUAUUGAGUUUCCUUGUCACUAGUACUGUUUAAGUGUCUUUAGUGAAAAUAGUAGCUGAGUAAUUCCAGUUGUUUGUAUUGUGUGAUUUUAUUAUAGGAAACACGGCUCAUUACUGUAUAAUGCUGUUAAAGUUAUUUAGAAAAGGGUGCAGACAAAACUGUAUUUCAUUUUCUUAUCAUUUGGCUAUGAAUCUAACGUUGCAUGCUUUGCUGUUUUUUUGCCCCCUUUCUCACUUCCAGGAAGAGAGCCCCCUGAGUGUGUCUAGCCCAGAGUGUAUUGGUACCUGGCUGCAUUACACCAGUGCUGUGGGUACUGGGCGUCGAAGACGCAGAUCAGGGGAACAAAUCACUUCUUCCCCUGUCUCCCCUAAAUCAUUGGCUUUCACAUCCAGUAUUUUUGGCUCAUGGCAACAGGUUUUUAAACUUUACUUCAUUAAACAUUACUAUGCAUUCCAAGCAGAAAACAGCUGUCUUUAAGGACAUCUAAUCCCUUGUUCUGGAUUUUAUUCAAAGAAAAUUAUUUCACCUGUCAUUAAAAUGUGAUUAAAAAAACAACUAGUUACUUCCAAGAAUGCUUCGGGGGGGAAAAAAGCAAGUGCAUGUUUUUUUUUUCCUACACAAGUUUCACUGAAUGUAGUUGAUUGUUUGGUUUUCAGUUGGUUUCUUUUCAGCACUGUAGAGAUGGAAAUAGUUAUCUCCUCAUGAAAUAGACAUCAGCUUUGGCUUAGUUGUCCUUUUAGACUUUUCUUUUUUUUACUUACAAAGCAAAACAAAAACAGCAUUGAGUAAUUUGGUGGCAGGUGCAUUAAAAUGAUUGUGCAAUAAAUGAAACAAAAUGUGAUUUGAAGUAAUUGGAUUGGGGUCCAAUUUUGGUAUUCCACAGUUGGGAUUAGCAUAGAUUGUCUUUUCAACGGCCUAUUAACUGUUCAAGAAAAAAAUUGUUAGUACUAAUCAUUAUUUUCUCUACUUGUGAACUGGAGGUGUCCUUUCUCUCUCUCUUUGUUUUGAGGACAGUUCUUCAUCCAUUGUAAUGUAUAACAUUGUGAGAUUUGACAUAUUGGGGGAAUUAAGUAAAAUAGUACAUAUACCAAACAGUAAAAUAGAAUAGUGUACAGCUUUUAUCCAACUCAGAUAUACCCAAAGUAGACCCAUUGAAAUUAAUGAAACCAAAUUAGUCAAAUAUGUUCAUUUCAGUGGGUCUGUUCUGAGUAGGGCUAAUGUUGGAUAUAAAACAACAUACUUACAAAUGGUUGUACUAAACAAUGGAUGGUGCCCUGUUACCAGAAACCCCCCCCAAAAGAAUGUUAUUUUGAUGUCCUAUUGAAACUAAAAAUUGCUUGGAUAUAGAAAAAAAGAGUUUUAGGUUAAAGGUUGUGAACAUCAGAAGUUUACCCUGAUAAGAGCCUGUGCAUGGAUCAGUGACUGUAAGGUGACCUCAUCAGCCUGUCUGUGUUUCCUUUUUUUUCCUCCCUCUCCCUUCCAAUACAGGCGCAGUUUAGGAGUGUUCAUUUGGUAAACUAAAAUGACACAGUUGUCUGUGUUUUCAUAUCUUUCUUGGUGUCUGUCCUGUUUUUGUCAUCAUGAAUGCCUGCUUGCACCACUUCAUUGCAAGGAUCUCAUGAGUGAACUGGAUUCCCUUCAGCAAUAUUGCAUGACCUUCCAUAUUGUUUUGGUAUCUCUACUAAUGCAUCAUAUGGCUUAUUAAUACUUGUCUGUCAUGAACAGGCUGCUGUUUCAAGCUUAAUGGAUUCUAUAAUCCCACUAGAGUGUUUUUGUUCUUACUUAUCCAUUUCCCAUGUCUAGGUCCCAACAGAAACCAACAGUUAUUUCCGACCACCAAGAACUAUUGUGGAGCAAAAGGCAAGCGGUAUAGGUACGUAUAUAUUUCCUAAAGUCCUGCUCCUUUAAAGUAGACCUACUCAGUUUUCAGUAUUCAAGCUUGUAGAUAUUUUAAAAGUUAACUCCAUUGUUUGGAUAAUGUAUCUUGAAUAUUUUAAUACAAAUAAGUCAUUUGGUCACUGAAUAUAGAAUAUCAGUUGUCAUUGUUGGCAUGAAUUUUUCACUUGAACCCAAACCAUAUUGUUGUUUUGACAAGUUAAUAGAGACCAUUUUAAGAGGAUUCAUCUCUAGGCUUUUGAGGGCUUGCUCCUUAGUCAGAUGGGAACAGUUGAAUAGAUUCUCCUGGUAAUCAAAAACCUUUAUUUUUCUCAUUUUUUGUUUUCCAUAUACAUUUAAGAACAACACAAGAGUAAUGUUCUUUGCACUACCCCAAAUUCCAUCAACUACAGCUUUCAGAAUACAGGCUUGGCUAUUGUAACUGUUUUAUUACAGCAAGCAUCAGAUUUAUAUCUCAGCAGCAUUUUAGUACUGUAGAAUGAAUACUAUUUUCCUUGCACUGUAGUGUAUUAUACUACAUUUGGUAGUGUAUACUACCGGUACUUUUUUGCUCUGCAAAUGUUUUAAUAUUAUGGGUAACACUUUCAUAGCACGUCAAACAAAACAAACACAGCAUUAAAUGCAGUCUAAGAUAAAAAUUUAUCCAGUUGUCUACUUAACUCUAUAUUCUUUCUAUAUACACAAUCUUUUUUUGUUUCUUCGUGCUUCAAAAUUUUACCUACCAAAAUGCAUACAUCAGAUGCUCUUGAUUACUGGAGUUUAAUUUUUCUAAUGUUCUUCAAUCAUUGCACAAUCCUGUUCUCUGUGAUAUUCCACAUAAAUAUACUGUGUUGGCCCGAAUAUAAGCUUCACCCAAAUAUAAGCCGCACCUUUAAAAUUGGAGAGGGAAAACAAACAAAAAAUCUGAAUAUAAGCCGCUCCAUUCCUUGCUGCUCCUGGCUGCAUAUUGGGGGGGGGGGGUGUUCCGUUGCUAGCGACCUUUCCCCUUCCUCGUGCUUUCCCUUCCCGGCCUUUGGGGAGAGGACUGGGGACUACGCACAGGGCGGAUGCCGCUUUGCCACGCUCCUGCCUGCAUAUCGUAAGGUCGCAAAUAUGAGCCGCACUUUAACUUUUCACGGUCGGAAUUUGGGCAGAAAAUGAGGCUUGUAUUCAGGCCAAUACAGUACAUGUUGAUGAAAACUGAUCUAAAUGCAGGUAUUUCUUAAGUUCCAAAGCUUCUCCACAGAUUAGACAUUUAUAUUGAUGUGUUUCGUCAGAUGUGCUACUAAUGUUUUCCUCACCGUUUGGUUGUCAGUGGUAAUAACAGAAAUUUUGAAUCAGUGGUUCUUGAUUAGAAAGCAAAUAGAUCAGGUUUCAAAGGGCAAGGAUAGGCGAAACCUCUCCUGAGCAAGUGCCAUUGAGAAGAAUUUUAUAUUGGUAAGGGAUUGUCCAAAAUACAUUACACCCAAAGUAGCCCUUUUCUUAGGUUUUUAAAUGUAAAUUAAAAUAUGAUUAUGGGAGGAGGAUACCGAUAUUGUAGUAUGUAGAGAAUUAUUCUUUGUAAACAAGGUUUUUAAUAUCAGACAGCAAAAGUCAGUACACUUGGUUUGUUUGUUUUUAGAGCAGCCAUUAACUUUUAAAAAUACACUGAGAAACUCAACACAUUUAAUGGGAUAUGUCUGCACAAGCCACAAGUGGAACGCGUGCAAGAAAACUUGAUCACAUCCCAUGAAUUUAAGUGGAAUUUCCACAUGAAAACAUGCUGAUCUCUGUCUUUUGCAGAGUUCAGUGCUCAUUUUAACAGAUUCAGUUAUGAACUGCAAAUAUUCAAUCUUGUGUUUCUUCCUCAACCAUCCCUUUUUGUUUUACAUUGACCUAUCAGGCAGUGUUUUUUUUCCCUUUAUCAAGUCUAACAGAAAACAAAAGGAAGUUCCCUUCAUUAGAGUUCAGCCUUCUCUUUGUAUAUAAUUAGUAAGGGGGUUGUGAUAUAUAGAAGCACAGUAAUUUGUGGUAGUUACAUCCUGAAAGUACCACUGACUUUAUAAGCAUAUUGUGAACCUGUUCAAGGCAAUGCCAGAGGCAGCCUCUUGUGUGGUAAGAGCGAUAUGCUUGCAUGCUGCAUGCAUCCCCGAUGUGAACAGAACACCUGGUUGCUGUAUGUAUUUUCUCUAACUCCCAUCAGGGUCUCACUGUGCGAGCCUGUUUAGCACUUCGGUGCUCGGGGGUUCUUCAAGUGCACCUAACCUACAGGAUUAUGCUCGUAUUCAUCGUAAAAAGCUGACUUCUUCUGGCUGCAUAGAUGGUAUGUGCACACCUUCGCACAUGCACUUACACCCACCCACUCAUAUGCACACAUUAAACCUUGAAAGAAAGUCCUAGGCCUGUUUACAGAGUAGAAGCCUGUAAUACCGAUCACUAAUAUUAAUUUGUAGAGGGUUGUAGUGUCCCUUUAUUUCUCAGAGAUUAAUUGCGUUUAAUGGCACACCGAUGGAAGGAGGGCUUUUUCCCUUCCGUAACAAACCAACUUAAAAAAAAGUUUAUGUUCAACCUAUGUUUAAAACCAUUUAAUUUGGUAAUUUUUUCCUGAAGUGGAACAAAAAACCAUUUAUUGAGAACUAGAGAAAUCAAAGGAGAUUCAUUAAUAUUUGUAAAGUCCUAAAAAGAGGUACGUUUGUUAAAUUACUUUAAAAAUUAUCCUGAAAGUGUGUGGCUUGGGGCUUCAGAGUAACAAGCAGAAUAGAAAUGUCAGCACCAGAUUUCCACCAUUUUACAAUGUUUGUUAACUUUCUUGAGGGUAAGAAACAUUCAGCUUUCUCCUACUGUCACAUCCAUGAUAUUCAAUUCUAACCAUGUAUGUCUGUAUGCCAAAAUCACAAGCUCACCCGUAUUUGUCUUCCAUACACUCCAUUAAACCUCUAGUAGUAACAACCAGCAAAGUUUUACCUGCUUUUAAACCUGUUUUGGCCUUUGCACCUCUCCCAAUCCCUUCUGCAUGCCACUCAGUUCUAACCUCCUCUUCAUUGUUUUCCCCUCUUCUGUCCUUUCUUGAAUUAUCCCUCUUUUGGUAGCUGUUUUGAAUUUCAGGUACCUGUUUUUCUCUUUCUCAGACACCACACGUGGUUCUGCUGUUAAAAGGUUUUCUAUCUCAUUUGCUCGACACCCAACCAAUGGUAUGUUUUGCUUUUAUUUAAAAAAAAAAGUAUUCCCUUGCUUCAUCCCUUCCAAACUAUGGGGUGUAUAGUACUGUCCGCCAUCAUCCUCCCUGAUUCCAGCUGAUCACAUGGCCAUAUUGUCAAUUAUUAGAAAUUCUGAUAAUUUAAAUCCCUUUCCCCUUUUUAAUUCCAUAAUCUAGUCUUUUAAAAUUCACACAUUCAAAAUCCUUUUUGGGAUGGGGUGGGGAAUUAAAUGAAUUCCAUGUCUAUUUUUACGCAGUCUUCUUAAUGACACAACCAAUUAGUACACAUAGUGUAUGGUUUAAAAGCUUUCUGAUCCUAAACAGCUCCUAUUCCUUUCACCUUCAUAUUCUUUGGCAUCCUGCUGUGUUGGAUAUCUCUGUUCUGAACUUUUGGAACUCAGCGUAAGAACUGCCUUACUAAACCAAACCAAAAGGUCCACUUUCUCUAGCCCUCUAUUUCCAACAGCAACCACCAGAUGGCACUGGGAAACUCAUUAAGUUGGGCAUGAAAGUGGUGGUCUGUCCUCUAUUUGUCCCCCAGUGACUGGGAUUCAGAGGUAUACAGCCUUUGAACAUGAAGAUUCUGAUUAUCUAGCAUAGCUAACAACCAGUGCUAAGCCUACUCUCUGUGAACUCAGGAUUUCAUUAUAAAUAACAAGUGGAACUUGCUAUCAUCUUCUUGAAAUCACAUUAGACAAAAUAAAAGUUAACUGAAAACAAAGUUCCCUACAUUUCUGUCAGUAACCAAAUGAUUUGCUUCACCUUCCUUCCUUUCAUACAGACAGCUUAAGUGCUUUCUGUAAUGAGUUACUUGCCGCUAUGUUUUCCUCCUGAGGUCUAAACGGCCUCGGUCCAGUAUACCUGAAGGAGCAUCUCCACCCCCAUCGUUCUUCCUGGACACUGAGGUCCAGUUCCAAGGGCCUUCUGGCCAUUCCCUCGCUGCGAAAAGCCAAGUUACAGGGGACCAGACAGAGGGCCUUCUUGGUAGUGGCACCCGCCCUGUGGAACGCCCUCCCACCAGAUGUCGAAGAGAAAAACAACUACCAGACUUUUAGAAGACAUCUGAAGGCAGCCCUGUUUAGGGAAGCUUUUAAUGUUUAACAGACUAUUAUAGUUUAAUAUUUUGUUGGAAGCCGCCCCCAUCCUGCCUCAACAUAUAACACAUUUUGCAAAGCUUUGCCACUGAAUUGGUCCUUUCAUCACAGAAACUGAGCUGGCCACUCCUCCAUCAUAGAUCAAACAGUAGCUCUCAAUUUCUUUAUCCUUAUUCAAAAGUUUCCAAAGCCGUUUAUUAACUGAAUUCAGUGGUAAGGUAAUAUAAUGUCUUCAUGAAGCUGUAGAUUUGUGUCUAUUCCCAAAUCAUCAUAAUAAAAUGAUAGGUUUGCUUCAGUAGCAAAUAAUCUUUACUAAUAUUACUACAGUAUUUCAUACCUACACAUGGAAUUAGUUGUGAAAAUGAAAAAAAAAUGUGCACAUUGACUCUAAAAUUAAGUCAUCUAAAAAGAGAUAUGCUCGACUUAGUAUGCAAAACAGCUGAAAGUUGAGGUAUGAGAGCUAAAAAAUAAAUAUUUACAAAUAAAGGGGGGAAAUAUAUCAUGAAUAGCUGGCAGAGCACAUUUUAUCCAAAUAGUAUGUGCUUAAAAUUUGUAUAUUUUUAUCACAGCUGUGUUGAUACAGAUUGCUGUGAUCUGAUUAAUAUGUAUCCUCACAACUUUCACAAUUUACUGCAUGGUUAUAUGUAUUGCUCAGAAGCCUAAAUGUACUUCCUCAGGUAACUUGGGAUCACUCCAGCUGCUUUGAAAAUGAGGCGUGGCGUACUGUUUGUUCUUAACCUUUCAUUGAGAGCCUCCUCUUUUCUUUGACUUCCAUAACUUUAAGAUAACAAUGCAACUUCUAAACCAUUUCAGUCUUCCCCUUCCUUUCAUCUUGAGUUCAAGAUACAUGGUGAAACAAGUAUCUACUGACAGUGCUUUACUUAUUUUCUGGGCCUCUGUGCAGAACAUCCAGACCUCUUUAGGUGCUGGUCGGUUUCUUCUGAGGAAUUUCUAGGCGCCAGUGGUAUGUCUUUAUAGCUUUCGAAUGUAAGACGGCAGGGUGGCUUUCUAAGUUGCUACGCUAACCCUUUCAUUGUCUUUCAUUUUGAUGGAAACUGGUAUGUUAAGAGGUCAGCUCACGUUAGCAGAUCAGACAUUUGAAGGCAUACUGUCCAAUACGUAGGUGUCUUUUUAAAAAUAAAAGAACACAAAUGAAUAGGUUUUUACCAUUUUCAAUUUCAAUCCAGUGGAAAUGGCCUCUCCGCACAUGUCUCAGGGUAUUUCUCCAAUGCUUGAUAAUCCAGUAAUGAAGCUGCUAAAAGAUGGGUGUGUGCACAAGUGAAUAGUUGGUUUUUAUUGCCUAGGUAAAUAAAGCUAAAAGAAGUAUGCAGAAAUAUAAAUGACACUAUUGAGCUUCAGAUUUAACUGUUUCAAAGGAUAUUUAUUGGACAUGAGGUAAUUAUAAGCACCAAAAUAGACAUGAGCACUUAAAGAAAAUAGCCUGCCAUAGUCCCAUGAAAUUGUUCCUUACAUAGAUACUCAUACACAUUUGUGGAUUUUCUCCAGUCAGGGAAAGCUGCAGUUCUCGUGGAAUUUACUGUAAUGCAAAGAAAGGGUUCGCGCUUGCCUGCAUGCGUAGUGUUGUAUUCUUAGAAGAAUUAUUAUGCAUUAAACACAAUUAACUUGAAGCACACACAGAGGCUUAACUGCUACAAUUCAAUAAGAUACCAAAAUGUUCAUUUGCAAAGUUUCCUUCUCUAGAAAUUUAAGGAGAGAAAAGUGAUUUCAGAUAACAAGAAUUUGAAUUCUUUAGUUUUGGAGUUCACUGUAGUUUACUACAUAUUACAUUUAAAUGUACCUUGCACUAAAAACAUGAAUACUUUUUCGUUAGCAAACCUAUGUCAUUGAAAAAAAAAGGUCUUGAGAGAAAUUUAGCAACUUAAGUAAAAUUACAGUUUUUGUUUUCGGUAUUAUAAUAGUGAAACUUUAUAUGGACAAUUUUUUUGUGGGGAGCUGUCUGAAUCAGUUCACAAGUGCUUUUUAAAGCUUAUGUAUGCAUAUGGAGUUUUAAAUUAACGUUAGUUCAGGUAUGCAUGGUUAUGUUUUUACUUAUGAUGCCUAACCCUGGAUUUCAGAUUUAUUUGUGGCUUGACAGUAACUGUUAUAAAAGUAAUGAAGCUGGAUGUAAAUAUUAAGGAAACUUGUCAUGAUCCUGGAAGAGGGUUGUCCUUGCUUUCUUCUCAGAAAACAAUACUUUCAGACUUAGAUGACCAGGAGUUUUGACGAAGAGCCAGCUCUGAUGCCUAUGGAAGUAACAUAGGGACAUGCUGAGCCUUUACUUCAUUGAUUUCUUAAGUCUGUUUUAUAUAGAAAUUUAUAAAUUGAAUGAAAACCUAGAUUAGAGUUAUUGGAGAGUACAAUGGAUAAGUAGGUCUACAUCUGUGUAAGUGGUGGUUAAAUUGCUGCCUUAGACUUAUUUAAAUAAAAAUGUUUUUAUAUUAUGUAUAUGCAGAACCAUGAGCUUCAUAUAUAAGAAAUUCUGACACCCUUUAGUCCAGCUCCAUAUUGUUUCAGUAUCUGAAGUGUUACUGUAUGAUUGCAUGUGUUUGGAUGGAGCCAGAAUCAUGUUUGAGGCUUUUUGGUUCCAUCUUUCUCACUGCAGGCCUGCAUGUGCCAUGUGUCUACCUGAGAAAACUCCCUUCAGAAAGUCAAGCGAUCAUUCUGGAGCUGCUUCUGAUGCAGUGCAAAAGGAGCAGAAAUCUGGAGAGUUGCACUGGGUUCAGAAGUGCUUUGGUGCACAUGGCAUGCACGGGUCUCUUUGUAUUCUGGCCUGUUAAGCAUACUUCUGCAGAACAUACCUUUGCCAUUAUAAUUGCUCAGUUGCUUCCUUUUAUGUUGGAAAUAUGUGGUGUGUGUGUGUCUGUGUUUUCUUUUUCAGGCUUUGAAUUGUAUUCCAUGGUGCCUUCAAUCUGCCCUCUAGAAACCCUCCAUAACUCCUUGUCAUUAAAGCAGGUGGAUGAAUUUCUUGCUUCCAUUGCUGCCUCUCCUUUGUACGACAGAUUUCAAGCCGCAUCCACAUUUUCUCUGCGUAAUUACCUUUUAUGUCUUUUAUUUCGCAAACUGCAAAACGCUGCUGGCCAUAGGCAAUCCACUGAAUACUAGGAUUUAGUGUUUCCCGGUGUGGGACUGAUAAACUGUUUCAGAUUUAAUCAAAUAAGUAUUUCCUCAUUUUCCCCAUGAAUUGGCAUAUAACCACACCACCCACACUGCAGCUGUCUUCUUGGCUGUCCUUGGAAGUGUAAGAGAAUGCAGUUUUACUCAAAUUAGUCACACAAUAUGACUAUAACACAUACCCUGCAUGUAUGCUGUGCAAAAUUUCUGUAUAAUGACAACACUUAUUUGUGCAAUUAAAAACUGCUAAGCUCCAAAGAAGUGGGGCUUCCAUUCUACCCCUCCACUCCACACAUAUGUCCCAUAGCUAAGCUAGAAACUUUGUUUCAAAAACUUAGGCAACUUCAGAUAGAGUUGCUGAGGUGGGGGAAAUGAAGAUCCUGCUUGGCACAUACAGUGGUACCUCGGGUUACAUACGCUUCAGGUUACAGACGCUUCAGGUUACAGACUCCGCUAACCCAGAAAUAGUGCUUCAGGUUAAGAACUUUGCUUCAGGAUAAGAACAGAAAUUGGGCUCUGGCGGCGCGGCGGCAGCGGGAGGCCCCAUUAGCUAAAGUGGUGCUUCAGGUUAAGAACAGAUUCAGGUUAAGUACGGACCUCCGGAACGAAUUAAGUACUUAACCUGAGGUACCACUGUACCUCUCUGUAUACUUGAAGUAGCUUAUUGGACCCUGAACACUAUGAUGCCUAUAGCACAUUAUUCUCUUUCCGCUCGAACAAUGCCAUGCAGAUUUCUUGAUAUUUCUGUAACUAACUGUAAAUGAUAAGUUCCCAAAUUCCAUAGUAGGGCAAUACCUUUAUUAGGGCAUCCAAACUCGUACAAAAUAUUGAGAAAGCUUUUGAGCUGUCCAGAAUUCUUUGUCAGGCUAGGUUUUAAGCAGAGCGAGAAGUGAGGGGAUCAAAAAAUGGGCCUAGUGUUGAAACCAUGAAGCCUGCAUUGUGCUUGGUCUCAAGAUGGACCAUGGGUAACAGACUUAAUAUAUUUCACAUUCCAAGGUGCAAUGCGGGUUUCAAGUUACACCUGCUAGGAUGAAAGAACACAAAAUGUCUGAUUUUGUAAAUUUAAAAUUCUCCAGACCUGCCUCUAACUUUAAGCAAAAUUCUCAAGUUCCUUGUGGUAGAAAACAGCAGUAAAGAGAAGCAUAACAGUUUUUAAAUUAGCAAAUCUUGGUGCACUAAGUCAAAAAAGUGAGUAGAAGCUGAGUUAGGUAUCUUAACCUAGUACUCAGAGAUAAUAUGCUCUGAGGAAAAAGUUAUUUAUUCAGGCAGUAUUAGACCCUCUUACUCUAGUUUAUUAUCCUACUCUUCAAUAGCUAAAUUUAGUAGUCUGCAAGCCAUACACAAAGAAGAAGUACAUAAGAAAAAUAUCAAAAUACAUAUUUGGCCAGAUACCUAUUUUCUGUGCAUGCAUGCCAACUUCAGUUAGUAGACAGCUUUCAGGUUUGCCUAAAUAGGUUUCUUGGAAGCAAAAAAGAUGACUGUUUAAUAGUUUAAACAUGACGUUGACAGAAACCUAUAGCUCCAUGUUGAUGAAGAGAAAUAUUGGAGCAUAAUAUGUUCACUGUACUAUUCACAUAAAAACAAUGUACACACUUUUCAGAGGCAUUGUUCAAAGAAUAAUACAGCCUUUGUUGAUACUUUAUAUAAUCUCUGCUUCUUCAGCAUUGACAACAUCCAGUUACUUGAGAAAGAAUAAGAUAAAAUAUCUUUGUAACUUUUAUUAACCCUUUUAGCUUCGCCAUCAUUUCUGGAUGCAAGAAAAAACUCUUUAAAUACAUACACCCCUGCAAAAAUCCAACCAACGCCACAAGAAGACCCUUUGAGUCGGCGAGAAUGUUCCUCGACUAUGUCAAGUAAGUAAUACUUGAAAAAAACCUUUUCACAUCCAUCUUAAUUAUUAACAAGAACAGUCUGAGAUUGUUCAGAAACAUUUUGCUUUAUACUUUAAGAAAUUUGAGAGCAUUUUGGUGUGGAUUGGUCUUAUUUUUCUGUCUCAUUAUGAUGCAUUAGACAAGAAGCGGUUUGGAGGCUCCAGCGAGAUCUCAUGGAUCUCUCACAAGAUCUCACUGGAACCUGCAACCACAUGAUUUCAGUAAGUGAGGCUUCGGCAGAGGGGAGGCAGCAACUUCCCAUUCACCUCAGACAGUGACCAGGGAAAGACUGCCCCUGGCUCCCAUCCUAAUUUUAUUUUUGUCAAGUUUCAGAGAUAUCGUAAUAUUGGGCAUGACAUAGCCAAAGUUGUAUUGGUUUCAGUGUUUUAAGUUUCUCCUCCUGAAAGCUAACUGACACUAAAAUGCUUGUUUGUCUUGAUCAUGUGUUUAUUAUUAUUAUUAUUCGCCAUAAGAAACAUGAUCCUGUUUUGCUUGUGUGCAGGUACCAGUGUUUUUUCGCCUCCUGUUUGAUACAUCAUAAAAUGCCAAAAAAAGAGUUAAAACAAUACUUGCUUAGCACUGGUGGUUAAACUGUCUCAGAAGAAAUGAAGCAGUUCGAGGAAAACUGGAAGGUGCUGCCAAUGCCAUCUUUAGCAGUGUAUAUUUCUUUGUAGACAAAUAAGUUAGCUUUAAAAAGCUAUUCAUUUCUCUCUGUGUAAGUAUGUGUUUCCCUGUAUAUAAAAUAAUUACUGAAGUGCAUAUAUAGUAUAUAUUCAGGAAAGGUGAUUUCUUUGUUUCUAAAGUAUGAAAAGCAAAGAUGUUUACACCAUUGUUUUAAGGAAAUUGUUAUCUUUUAACAGAGAAACUGCACACGACAUUUACCAUCUUUGCUGUCCUAAAUUAACGCACAAACCAAAACAGCCUACCAUACUGGUUUGCAUUAUAAAGGAGCAGCUAAUAGGGAGAUAGGAGAGGGGUAGAAAAAGCCACCAUUUCCUUUUUGCCCUACAGUAGACCUUAAAGCCCGGACAUGAAAACUUAUUCAUCACCAAAGCACAUUAAUAGGACUCUGCUUAACAGAUGCCUUUAUGAAUGUCAAUCUGUGACAGCAUCUCAGUGGUUGGUUCUUUCCCCUCUGGUAGAAAUGCAUAAUGGAGCUGGAUGAUAAAUGAAAAGCACUUAAGCCCUCAUACUUUGAAGGUGCACACACCAUUACCUGAAAAAUAAAAGGUCAGAUUACUUUGAGCCACUUAAGUGCUAAUAUAAUAAUUGUAAUAUUAGAAAGGUUCAUUGUUAGAAAGAAAGCUGUGUUAUUUUAUGAGGAAGAAACAGCUUAAACUCAUUUCACAGAGAGUUUUUAUUGGCGCCUGGCUCCAGUUUUUGAAAAACAGCAGAAAACUGCAAUAUGAAGUGGCUGAACAGCUAUACCUUCUUUGGAACUUCUCAAGGCUCCAAGUAACUUAAAGGCAGAUGAAAUAGUAAACAUUAGAACAAAAAACACCUGCAACACGAGAGACCAUUGUUUUAUAGGGAAAUAUUUUGCUUCCAAUUCUGAAGGGCCUGGCAUAUGCCCACUACCAAACUUAAGGAACUCACUGUCAGUGGUGAUCUGUGUCACAUCUUUUCUCCUUCAUCAGCAGCUGUGCUGGGGGAAAAAGACAUAGGUCUUGACUCCUCUCCAUGGUAGUCCUGCUUAAAUGGGCUAAAGUCAGGGAUAGUAUUUCAAUCUUACACCUGAGUGCAAAAUAUUGUUUUUUGAUCCCUACCCCAGCUUAAAUGUGGCUUCUGCAAAUAUCUCUGCCUUCCUAUUGCUUUCAGCCAUAUGGAGGUACAGGUUAACAAUUCUGGUACUGCUUAGGUGAUUAAAGGUCUCUAUUGUAUUGUAUUUGUGAAUUAAGAGCUAAUUACUAGUAUGUUGCCUAAACUGACACCUGGCACACACAGUCUUUACCUGGGAGCAUCUCUUUUUUAAAUACAUUUCCAAAGAGAGCAAUUUUUGUUUGGGUAUAGGUAUGCUGGGUACAGAUGACAUGCCCUUUAAUUUCCUUGUUCUUUGCAUGUUUACACCAGACCCUUGACAUUCAGAUAUACUUUGGUUGUUAGUGUCUGUGCUUUAUGAGCUCCUCUCCUAAAAGUAAUUUCCUGUUUACACUUUUCCUAAAUGCUCUUCUAUUUUGUUGCAAAGAUGACUUUCUUCAAGAGAUUUCUGCAGAAUACUGCUUAAAGCAUAGUUCACGUGUGGAUAACAGGGCUUCAUCAAAGCAGAAACAGCUGGUCUGUUAAUAUUCCAUGCUGGGAACUUUCUAUAUGUGCAGAUUAUAUUGUCAAGUUUUGAAAUUAAAAGAAAUUGUAGCAUUACCAAAUCUACAUAAUUACUGUUUCAGCACUGAACACUUGAACAUAAACCAAUACAGCUAAUGUUCCCAUCAUUGUCCUUCUCAUCUCUGCUGUUAGUUAAAGACAGCUGAAGAUUUUAUUAGUGCUAUGAAAAUCUUGAGAAAUCUUGGUGUUCUUUCAAAACAUAUUCAGGUUUGUCAAUUGUACUAAGAUUUCCUUUGUGACAUGAUUAAUUGAAUGCCUUUUAUUUUCAUUAUAAAAUAUAAUGGAUUGGGUCCAGGCUUAGUAAGUUUGGACCCACUGAAAUCAAUGAGGCUUAACUAACUUGUCCUAUAUCUCUCAGUGAGUGUACUCUAAGUGUUAAUUAGUCUGAGUCCAACCCAGGGAUUAAUAUUAAUGUGAUUCUCAUCAACAGCAAUAUUUUCCUGUUAAAUACCAGGAGACCUACCUUCAAAUAUAAUUGUUGUUGUUUUCUGUGUUUUUUAAAAAGGCUUUGAUUCUCAUCCUGGCAAUUGUCCAUGAAAGUGGAUUUGCUAAUUAUACUUGCCAUUGCAUUGCUGUGCAUAUUUCAUAUGAGGUCAUAUGAUAAAUUCUUAAGUAUGGUUUAAGAUACCAAAUAUAUAAUAGAUUCGUAACUACUCAUUGCAAAAAUUUCAUUAUCUAUAAUGUAAGUUUAUAAUAUGGACAAUGUUUGUCUUGCUCACCUCUGAAUGUAUAAGUUAUGUUUACUGUUUUUCUAUAAGAAAAUGUUAUAAUUUAAGUGUGCAUAUCAUUCCAGACAACCAAAGCUUUGGCAUAUUUUUGAUCUGCUCUUAAAUAAAAGAGUCAAUAGCAACAGAUAGUGUCUGUUCUGUGUAUUCUAUAAUAAAUUCUUAACUCUCACUU